AUGGCUCAGACCAGUUUGCUUCAAGGAAAACCUUUCUACUGCAGGGAAUGGAUUUUCCACAAGCUUCAGCAUUGUCUGCAGGAAAAAGCAAACUGCAUCACCUCUUCUGCAAACAAACUUGUUCUUGUGGCAAAUUCUGGGAGCAAUGGCGGCAACACAGGAAAAGGGUCAGCUUGGGGUUUAUUGUUUGUUGGCGGCCCAGGUAGCGGAAAGACGGCUCUUUGUACAGAGUUGCUGUGGCCUAGUUCCCCUGCAGGUUUGCAAAGAGGUCUACAUCGGCAGGUUCUGGCGUUUCAUUUUUGCAAGGCCCAAGACACGGACACCCUUUGCGUUGGAAGCUUUAUCAGGUCAUUAAUUGAUCAGAUUAGUCGGGGUGGACUGAUGCCAGGUUAUGAGGAGAAAUUGAGUGAUCCUUCUGUGCAGAGUUUUCUACAGUCUGGGGAAUGUGAACGUAAUCCAUCAGAGGCCUUUAAAAGGUACAGUAGUUGGGUUUUCGCUUUCUAUUCUCUCCACCUUACCCCACCCCCCCAGGAACUAGGAAUGCAAAAUGGGCCUAUCCUGUUACGUCCGAAAUCGGGUCAAGUAUGCAGAAAUUUAUAUAUACAAAAACAAAAAUAUAUAUAUAUAUAUAUAUAUAUAUAUAUAUAUAUAUAUAUAUAUAUAUAUAUAUAUAUAUAUAUAUAUAUAUAUAUAAAUUAAUUUAUUUUUUGUUUUUUGUAGUGCAUAGUUUUACAGACAUACUUGCAUUUUCAAUUCAGAUCAUUAUAUAUCACAAUGAAAGAUAGUAAUGAUAACACAAAGUCAAGAAUACUGCACUCGGGAUGGGGGGGAGAACACUAUGGGACGGGGAGAAACCACUAUGGAACAGGGGAGGGGGGAGAAAAGAACACUAUGGGACAGGGAGGGGGAGAAAAGAACACUCAUGGGACGGGAGGGGGGGAGAAAGAACACUAUGGGACAGGGGGGGAGAAAAGAAUUGAUGGGGGGAGAAAAGAACACAAUGGGAUGGGAUGGGGAGAAAAGAACACUGGGACAGGGGAGGGGGGAGAAAAAAAAGAACACUAUGGGACAGGGGAGGGGGGGAGAAAAGAACACUAAAAAAGAGGGAGGGGAUAGGAACAUUAAGGGGGGACCACUGAGGGAGAAGGGAAGUGUUUCAUAUUAGAUUAAUUAAAUUAAUUAAAAAGUCUAAUAUUAACAUAAUUAUAGGAAAAAAACUUUUUUAAAAUCAUUUGCGGAAAAAAGUAAUUUUCGGUAUUCGGCCAAUGGCAUCCUGAAAUUUCGGUUUCGGCCCAGAAUAUUCAUUACGGUGCAUCCCUACCAGAAACGGACCUAUUAUUAUUAUUAUUAUUAUUAAUAAAGUGUCAACAAAUUCCGCAGUGCUGUAGAAUGGGUGCAGAACUAUAAGUCUUAAACUUUCAUGCAUUCUCAUGUUUAAACUGUUGGGAACUUGGAGGGAAGCAUUCUCUAAAUUUCUGGAUAUUUGUAGGAGUUGACAAAGCUUUAAAUAUCACUUUCUUGCACUAACCCAUUACCUUGUUUGCUACUUAAACCAAUCUAUGCGCAAUACAAAGGUAGAAUCUCAGUUCUGUCAGUUAUUUUAGCAAAGUUAAAAUAUUUUAGUUGCAUUAUUGCAUUGCUUACAUCUGUAAACAGUGACUGCUAACACAUGUGCACACAUUUUCUUACUCCCUCGCCUAUAUCAGAAUCCACAAACAUGUUCUCUACACGGUGGAAGAAUGACCGACUAGGCACAGUUUUCCUAGACAGUCUUGAAUCUACAGUGAUACUUAUAUUUCAUUAAUAAUCACUGCUUGCCUGCAUUACACUAGCUUAGCAAUAGCAUCUAUAUCUUAUUGCAAACCAAGCAAUAGCAUCUCCUCUUUUGUCAAACCAUUUGACCGGUGCACCAUAACUACUACAAAGCUGCGGUGGUUAUGAUGCUUAGAGUAUCACUUAUCCACCUUUAUUAAUUUAAGUGUAUACAUUAAAGGGACACUGUAGUCACCAAAACAACUUUAGUUUAAUAAAGUAGUUUUGGUGUACAGAUCAUGCCCCUGCAGGCUCACUGAUCAAUUCUCUGUCAUUUUAAUAGUUAAUUUACUUUGUUUAUGCAGCCCUAGUCACACCUCUGUGCAUGUGUCAACUUCCUGUAAAGUAAGAGCAAAUGUUUAAACGUCCUUUAUCGCACAUUCUAUCUCCUGCUCUGUUAAAGGACCACUAUAGGCACCCAGACCACUUCAGCUUAAUUAAGUGGUCUGGGUGCCAGGUCCAGCUAGGUUUAACCUUUUUCGCAGUAAACAUAGCAGUUUCAGAGAAACUGCUAUGUUUACACAUGAGUUAAUCCAGCCUCUAGUGGCUGUCUCAUUGACAGCCGCUAGAGGCGAUUCCGCGCGACGCCAGCAUUGAGAAAGCUUUCCUAUGAGACUGGCUGAAUGCGCACAUUCGCAUUCAGCCGAUGACUGAAGAUAGGGAGGAGAGUCCCAGCGCCGAGAGAGACCAGUGCUGGAAAAAAGGUAAGGGAUUAACCCCUUCCUCCUUCAGCGCCACGGGAGUGGGACACUGAGGGUGGGGGCACCCUCAGGGCACUAUAGUGCCAGGAAAAAGAGUAUGUCACAGCAAGGAGAGUUGUGGCUAGGGCUGAACAAACAGAAACAAAAGUGAUUUAACUCUUAAAUGCCAAAGAAUUAAACAGUGAGACUGCAGGGGCACGAUCUAUACACAAAAACUGCUUCAUUAUGUUAAUGUUGUUUGAUGUCUAUAGUGUCCAUUUAAAUCAAAUAUAGCUUGCAUUUUACAGCAAGAAUCUUAAAUUGUUACCAGCUAUACAGUAUAUGCAAAUACUGAAAUAGUUAAAUCUUACCUAAUAAAUAUCUGUCCAUAAAUCUGUCAAAAAUAUUGUGCCCUAAUCUAAAUAUCAUAAAAGAAAAAGCGUAAACAUGCAAAUGAUAAAUGAAGAAGUCCUAAUAAUGUAAUCAAUACCCUCAAUAUAAUAUCCCACAGUAUUGAUAUGUUGGCGUAGAAUUAAGCAAAAAUAUGUUUUUUUAUACAAUAUACACACUAAAAAUACAGUAGUGAUCAGUGUUUUACAUAUAUGCAAAAAAAGUACAAGUAUCAAUUAAUGGGACAUUGUAGGGACCCAGACCACUUCAGCUCAUUGAAGUGGUCUGGGUACAGUGUCUCUAUUGCCCUUAGUGCUGCAAUGUUAAAAAUUGCAAUUCCAGAUAAACUGCAAUGUUUACAGCCACUAGAGGGCUUCCUGGCUUGAAACUGACCUUUGGUCUGGUAUCUGAAACUCAGUCUGAAACUCAGUCGUUCCUGUUUAAACUUUUCAGUUAUUUAAAAAAAAAAAAACAUUUUAAUGCGAUAAAUGAUUUCAAUACACAUUGUUCCUGCAAAAUAGGGGCAUUAGAAAACCACACCUGUUUCACAGUAGCUUAAUACAGACAAGUAGGGUUAAUAAAAGGCAAGUGUAUCUGCCUUGAGUACUGUAAACCAUACACAGGAUUGUAGCGGUUGUCCAAUGGAUGCAUAAAUGUAGUGCGUGUAAAAUGCAUAUGUAUAGCUGUAAUGUCAGGGGUCGGCGACAGCUUCUCACGCUGUCACUUUUUAUUUGGUCUUUUACACACCCUGCUAUUAGAGACUCACAUCUUGUUUCUGAACACUUUAGCAGAUGUGAGAAAGGAUCAACUUAAUGGAUUAGGUUUGAAAUCUGCUUUCACUCACUGCUGUUGAAAAGAAACUGUGGCAGAGCUUACUACUGAUGCAGUUGUAUGGACUCUCUGAUAUAAAAAAAAAUAAUAUGCUGAUGAAAUCUUGUAUGUCUAUUGACCAUCCUUCCAAUAUUCCAAAGGAUUCUUAAAAACAUUUUUUUUAUUUUUUUCACAAAUGUGUUGCAAUAUAUAACUGAAAGCCAUUACAUUUUAUUUAGAUCAGCUGUCUGCAACCUAUAUAAGGCCCGCAAAUUCACAUGAAAAAAUAAGCACAAGCCUAAUGCAGAACCUGCCUACCUGCAUGACCGGUACCUACCGUAUAUACUCGAGUAUAAGUCGACCCGAAUAUAAGUCGAGACCCCUACUUUUACCCCAAAAAACUGGGAAAUCUUAUUGAUUUGAGUAUAAGACUAGGGUGGGAAAUGCAGCAGCUACUGGUAAAUUUCUAAAUAAAAUUAUAUCCCAAAAAAUAUCCCCCAAAAAUUGUAUUAAUUGAAUAUUUAUUUUCACUGUGUGUGUAUGAGUGCAGUGUGUGUGAUGCAGAGUGUGUUUGUGUAUGUGAUGCAGAGCCUUGGUGGGGGGUGGGCAUUUUUAUUAUUAUUAUUUUUUUAAUUAUUAUUUUAAUAUUUUUUUUUAUAUUAUACAUUUAUUUUAUUAUUUUUUUUAUAUUUUAUUCUUAUUUUAUUAUUUAAUUUUUAAUUUAUUUAUUUUUGUCCCCCCUCCCUGCUUGUUAGCUGGCCAGGGAGGGGGGCUCUCAUUCCCUGGUAGUCCAGUGGAUGGGCUGUGUAGGAGUGGAGCUGACCGGACCGGAGGAAAGAGAAGGGAGCUGACAGGAGCUGCAGGAAAGGUAAGUUACAGCUCUCUGCCAGCCCCCAACAGGACCGCCGGGCUUGUAAUGAGCCCGGCGGUCCUGGUCUGUAUAAUGGCAAUGUAAGUUGCCAUAAUACAGACCUUGACUCGAGUAUAAGUCGAGUGGGGGUUUUUCAGCACAAAAAAUGUGCUGAAAAACUCGAAUUAUACUCGAGUAUAUACUGUACUCCUCUCAAAUAUACUUGCGGGAGGUAAAUGGGCGACAAGAGAGCUAUGCUCUUACUGUGCUCAUCCUGCACAGCUCCCUCUCACGCCCUGUAGUUUGCUGGCAGCCGGGUAAUGAUAUUGCGUCGACAUCACUAAAUAAUGUAGCCGGGAACUGUGCAGGAAAUGCACAAUGGACAUAGGGAGAGGAUUCACUCCAGCUCUAACAGGCACAGGUAGGGAGGCAGUGUGGAUCUCCUAAAAGUAAAACGUGUGAAAAUGUGUAAGUGUUUCGUAUAUAGCUCCCUAGUUUGGUAUCUUUUAAUACGGUAAUCCCACAUGAGGAUACCAUCUACAAAAAAAUCUGAAAGAUCAGAAUUAGGAAAACUCCUUUUUUAAUUUUGAUUGUUCAGUUGUUUAGUAGAUAGCGCUCUAAUUUGGCAUCCCUAAACACGGCAAUUAUUCACAAGUAAGCCAAGCUAUAGAGAGAUCUAGUGUUCACUUAAUUAUUAGCUAUGUAGGUGAAUGUGGCACUUCAUACAUUUACAGAUAUUGCAUUUGGCCCUCAUGUGCAAAUGGUCGCUGACCAUUGCUUUAGAUUAUAUUGUUCUGCGUUCACCAAUACCAAUAUCAAAGGUGCAGUAACCAUCACUGCAAAUUGCUUUGUUUUUAAGUAAAACGUGUAGCUUUUCUUAUCAAUGUUUCAACCUUUAGCAAGUCCGGUAUUAAACUAGAAUAAAAGUUCCUUGUCUAGUGUUUAAAACUGGAUUCAGUUAAGGGCUCUUAAUAGAUGGGUGGCCUUGAAAGACAUACAUUUCUACGAGUUAGAUACAUGUUUUAUCUAAUAAUGUCCUGUUUUAUUUGGUGCCUGCAGUUCCAGACCAAAUAAAGAUAAUGCAAAUCUUGCUGGAGGUUAUCCCGGACCAGUUUCAGCAAAGACUGUUAGAACUGGAGGAGUCUGGCUCCAAAGUUUUGCUUGCCUUCAUAGCCAUGUUCUUAAAGAGGCUCUGUCACUGUAUGUGGUUGUGGAUAUUUUGCAAAUAACCUCAAUGGUGACAUUGCCAUUUGCAGUGCGGUGGCCUGGCGGGGCAGGAGCAGGUAAGUUUAAUUUACUUGAGCUGUCCUUUAGGGCCACCUCUGUCUUCAAAUUGUGGAUCCUCUUCAGCUCCUGGCUCAUCAUCUGUCAGUAGUCCACGUCAAUGUUGUACCCUCAGGCUGUGUUCGACUUUAAAUAUACUCUUCUCUUAAUGUGGAGAAGUAAUCAACAGCCCAAGUCGAUUGAUAAAUAAAUUGAUUCCUUCAUUUGUUUAUGUUGGAGCCUGCUUGUCAAGAAUCCCAUUCCAUUCUCAAGGCUGUUAAAAUGAAGUUUUUUUUUUUUUUUACUUACCUAUCAACCUCCAUUCAUCAUCAAGACCUUCCACUAAAUGUUAGAAUAAUGCUGCAUGGAUUUGCUUCCAUUCAACUAUAAACAUUAGUAAUGUCAGGUUUUGAAAUGGCAACAAGGCCAGGUACAGUGUUCCAGUUCUGAGCGGGCUGGGUUUGGAUCACAUUCCUCUAUACCAUUUCCCUGCAAUUUCAGUAUGGGCAUCAGUCCAGCGAGAAACCUUGUCAUACCAUAACAUGAAAGGGCCGUCUCUAAUCUAUUAGCAUGAAGUUGGAAUCUUUUCACUGUGUGAUGUAUCAUUGAUGCCUCUCUGUGAAAACCGCAAAGACCUUUAUUACGCAUAUACCAUCUGUUGAUCAUCCAUAUAGUGAUUCAUCACCCAGGAGAACAUUUUCUGCUGGUCCAGGUUUUAAAAGACCACUAUAGUGCCAGGAAAACAUACUUGUUUUCCUGGCACUAUAGUGCCCUGAGGGUGCCCCCACCCUCAGGGUCCCCCUCCCGCCUGGCUCUGGAAGGGGGAAAGGGUUAAAAACUUACCUUUUUCCAGCGCUGGGCGGAGAGCUCUCCUCCUCCGUUCCUCCUUCUGGGCUGAAUGCGCACGCGCGGCAAGAGCUGCGCGCGCGCAUUGAGCCCGUCGCAUAGGAAAGCAUUUACAAUGCUUUCCUAUGGACGCUUGCGUGCUCUCACUGUAAAAAUCACAGUGAGAAGCACGCAAGCGCCUCUAGUGGCUGUCAAUGAGACAGCCGCUAGAGGGAAUGGGGGAAGGCUUAACCCAUUCAUAAACAUAGCAGUUUCUCUGAAACUGCUAUGUUUAUAAAAAAAAAAAUGGGUUAACCCUAGAAGGACCUGGCACCCAGACCACUUCAUUAAGCUGAAGUGGUCUGGGUGCCAAGAGUGGUCCUUUAAGCUUCAUAAGGCUUUAUUGUCUUUGAAAUCAGUUUCUUGAAUAUGCCAACAAAUCAUUUUUGUGCUAAUAUUGCUUCCAGAAGUAGCAAAGAAUUCUGUGAGCUUGUAUGCCAAGCCACUUGGUGGUUGAGUGGUUGUUUGGUCCUAGAAGUUUACCUCUUAGUUGGAUUCUUAAGUUUUCAGGACGUCAUAAAGCCAUUUUGGUGUAGAGAUUAUUCCCUGGUAAUCAUACUGCUAAUUUGUUUUGCUUUUAUGAGUUCAAUUACUGUUAUUGCAAUGCUGUCAACACCUGCCCUGGCUAUGACUCAUGCAGUAUCCAUUAAUGUUUAAUUUUCACCACACAUGGUGUUUACUUUAGAAAAGUUUUUAUCUCCUGCUUUAUUAAUUGAACUUUAAUCACACACAGGAGCUGCAUAAACAAAGUGAUUUAGCCUUUAAAUGGCAGAGAAGUAAGCAAUAAGAAGGCAGAGACAUGAUCUAUAAACCAAAUUCUGCUUCAUUAAGCUAAAGUUCUUUUGGUACUUAGAGUGACUUGUUCUAUCAUUACCAAUUGAGAGAAAAAAAAGUUUCUGUUUCUCUGUUAUAGAGGAAUGGUGUACUUUUCAGAAUGUUGAACACACUUUGCAAUAAUCUGAAUGUCCUUAGUGCUGUUUGUGACGAACUAGACCUUGGAUCGGCAUACUUACCAGCCUCUUACCCUGUGACUAUGGCCCCUGUGUUAAAUCGUAUUUGAAAACGCUAUUUGUGCCUGUUGGGACUUGUAACAGGAACAAUUCAAACUUUUGAAGCGGCACUUCGAACUUCCGGAGCCAUUUGAAAUGGCAUUUGAACUCGUGGUGGCGGCCAUCUUGUUCACAUGGACCAAAACCGUGAAUAGACUUCAGGGGAACUUAGCCACGAAUGCCCUGAAACUAUUUUCGGUAUGAAAACUUUGCAGUUCCCCAGCGGCAUUUAGCUGCGAUUCUAUGGAACUAUUUUCAGCUAUGGGACCAUGCCUGCAGUCGGUAAAACCAAUGACGUCCAUAAGAUUUCAGAACCCUUGAACUGAUCUGGGUGAUUUUUGGAUAUGUUGGUCACCCAGAUCAGGGCUAUCAGGGGAUGUAACGUUUAUGGGGAUUUUGUGUUUUUAAGGUAUUUUGGGGUUUUUGUAAAAUUGUGUGUUUUUUGUGUUUUGAGAUAAUUGAGUUUAGUAUAGUGCUUGACUCAAUUAUCUCCUAAGUAAAGGGGAAGGCUUAUUGUAUGUGGGAGUGUCAUGCAUUGUAACUCGGUUAUUAUUGGUUUGUAAGUUUGUGUCCCUCGCCCCAACAAGGUCCAUGUGGGCGUACCCCUUGCAUGGGGACUGUCAUAAAAGACCAGUGUGGCACCAUUAAAAUUGAGUCCUGCUUUACGCUCAACAUAGAGCCUCGCCUCGUGCUUGUAGGGACCUGCUAUACAUGCUAUAUCACUAGCUCUUAUAAGAGCUUCACAGCUGUUCUCUUGAAGGAGAGUCCUUCCCACUGGGAGCUGGAUCCAGGAGUUUGGUCCAGGGUGGGAAGGAAUGGCGAGACCCCCAGCCAAACUACGGCGGCCAGGGGGCUACAGUGUUGAUGGUGUCUGGUGGAGUGCUUGGAGUCCUUGGUGAGCACUAGGAGCAACGAUUGACAGAGGUACCCGGUGAAGGUGGCAGGCGGUCCGUCACACUGUUAAUUAAAGCAGUCCUGAAAUUUUGUAGCGGAAUAUUGCACUGUACAUAUAGCAACACUCGCCCAAUAACAUUUUGCCUUUAGGUGGUUAAACUGUUACCAAGGCCAACUUUUUUUGCACACCAGAAUAACAUUUUUCUAAUUUAUCAGUUUUGGCAUAACGUUUGAAAUUAACUUUGAAUUCAAUUUAGUAAAUAAUUGUGAUAACUAAUACUUUUGUAAAAAAAAAAAAAAACAUUCUUAGAAUACAUAUUACUCUCCAAAUUUUUACGGAUUCAUCUUCUAUCUUUUUAAUAUACCAAAGGCAACUAGCUAACAGCUAUUGCUGGAUUUGUCUUAAACAAAUAGAUUGCAUCUUAUUACACAAUAGUUCAUCUCUUGACUUUACUGGGGAGGGGCAAGUCAAUAUGCAACCAUUAAUGAUUGCUUUGUAACGCUCAACAGAACAGGGCCAUUUAGUCACAAAAACUAAAGGGUUCAGAAAAUAUUAAAAUUGGCAAAAAAGCUGCUUGCCUUAUGCCUACUUUAUUCACUACGUGGUCCAAGGCAUGCAUAGGCAAAUUUUAGCAAUCCCAAUGUUGUAGACUACAUCUUCCCUGAUGCUUUGCCAGCCUUUUAGCAAUAAAGGCACAUUAUGAUAGUUGCUGUACAUGCAUUUUGGAGUGCUGAAGGUUGACUACCCCUCACCUAAGGAGUGUAGACAGACAUUUUGAUUUAGUUAUUUAAUUUUACAAUGAUCAAUUUGACAGGUGCAUGUGUAAUCUCCAUAGAUCAGCAUUGGUCUAAUAAAUAAGACCUUUAUUAAAUCCCUGACUUGACAGAACAGCGCUUCUGACUUUAAAGGAACACUAUAAUCACCUAAACAACUUUACUUCAAUGAAGCAGUUUUAGUAUAGAUCAGGAGUAGUCAACCUUUUAAUACCUACCGCCCACUUUUGUAUCUUUGUUAAUGGUAAAAUUUCCUUACCGCCCACCAGUGCAGCAGUAACUCAUUUUUAGAAAGGAAGGUUUUUAAAAAAAUUAAAAAUAUAUAUAUAUAUAUAUAUAUAUAUAUAUAUAUAUAUAUAUAUAUAUAUAUAUAUAUAUAUAUAUAUAUAUAUAUAUUUAUUUAAAUGUAUUUAGGCUGGAAGAAAGGAGAUUUCAUCUAAGGCAAAGAAAGGUUUUUUUUUUUUGGUUUUUUUUUACAGUAAGAGCAAUAAGGAUAUGGAAUUCUCUGCCUGAAGAGGUGGUUUUGUCAGUCUAUACAGAUGUUUAAACUGCAAUUGGAUAAAUAAUUGCAAAAACAUAACAUACAGGGAUAUACUUUCUAAUUAGUGAGGUAAUAGCUGCUUGAUCCAAGGAGACAUCUGACUGCUAUUUUGGGGUCAAGAAGGAAUUUUUUUUCCUAGUUUGUUGCAAAAUUGCGCUUCAGACUAGGUUUUUUGCCUUCUUUGAUCUAGCAAAAACAUAUGUGAGGAAGGCUGAACUUAAUGGACGCAAGUCUCUUUUCAGCUUAUUUUAUUUUUCCUUUUUUUUUUUUUCUAUGUGUGUCUGUGAGGUGCUGUGUGUGAAGGGUGUAGUAUGUGUGACAGGUGCUGUUUGUAUACAUGGUGCUGUGUGUGGGUGAGAGGUGUACUGUGUGGGUAUGGGGUGCUGUGUGUCUGUCUGAGGUGCAAUUUGUGAAAGGGGUGCGGUGUGUGUGAGAAGGGUGCGUGAAGGGUGGAUUUUGUGUGUUUGUGUGAGGGGUGCAGUGUGUGAGUGAGGAGGGUGGGUAGACAUAAUGUUGCAAAUCCUGGUGGUCCAGUGGUGGCAUGUUCACUUUAGCCUGCAGCUACUCUGGCUGCAGGCUGACUUUCUUGUCCUCCUGCGAGCACAGCACUGUAUUAGAGCAUUGACAUGGUAACGCGCAACAGCAAUUCAACCAGUCUAAUUGUGGGAGGAACACAGAGCCUCCCAUGCCCUUCCCUCUCUCUGCUGGAACCAAGUGCGAGCGGGCCUAUGAGGGAGAUCUUUGAUUUCCUCACCAGCCUGAGAGGGUUUACAGCAAGGAUGGCUCUGCAUGGGCCGGCAGGGGAGAUUAAAGGAUCUUGCCUGUCAUCCUUGGUCCACAUUUUCUGCAGAACCCACCACCGCCCACCUGAAAUCCCAAACCGCCUCUUUACAUGAGGUGUUUAGGAAGGCUGUGUAAUUUACAUGGAGGAAGGUGUGACUAGGGUUCUUAAAGGGAUUUAACUCCUAAAUGGCAGAAAAUUGAGCAGUAAGACUGCAGGGGCAUGACCUAUACACCAAAACUGUUUCAUUAAGCUAAAGUUGUUUUGGUGACUAUAGUGUCCCAUUAAAGGCAGCUAUUGCCAUAUGAAAGCAUGUUUUUUUUUUUUUUGCUUCUCCUCACUUGUGUUCUCACCCCAUGUUGUAACAUAGUAAUAACUUGUUCAUGCAGUCUUUUUUAUUUUUUUUGUUUGUUUGUUUCUUAAGAAAAAUGAGAUCACCCUCAGGCAAAUUUUUUUUUAAUUAAGAUUAUUCAUGUAGAGGCUUGAGUUACUUUAACCCCUUAAGGACACAUGACAUGUGUGACAUGUUAUGAUUCCCUUUUAUUCUAGAAGCUUGGUCCUUAAGGGGUUAACCCCUUAAGGACCGAGGACGGUUCAGGACCGUCAUCUGCAUUUUUGGCUUGCCGACCGAUGACGGUCCUGAACCGUCCAAACGGUCAGAGCUACUUACCUGAUCGCCGUCGUUCCCCCGGCGGCGAUCAGCGUGGCUCCGGUUGUGGGGAGACUGCCUGCAGCCCAGACAGUCUCCCCACGGCAGAUUAGGACCCCUGUUGCCAUGUGAUCGCUUAACAGAGCGAUCACAUGGUCACAAUAGGUGUCCAUGUGUCUGCCUGCAGGGGGACUGCCUGUGCUGACAGGCAGUCUCCCUGCUAGUGUAAAAUCAAUUAAAAAAAUAAAGUUAGUGUUAAUAAAAAAUAAAAAAAUAAUUAUAUAUGUGUAUAUAUGAUAUAUAGACAUAUAUUAUAUCUGUAUAAUAUAUGUCUAUAUAUCAUAUAUAUAAUGCCAUACUAAGUGUAUUUUUAUAUUAAUAUGUACUUAUAUUAAUAUAAAAAUACACUUAUAAUUAAAUUACACACGUAUAUAUAUAAUAUAUAUAAUAACUAUAUAUAUUAUAUAUAUAUAUUAUUAUAAAAUAUAAAUAAUAAGUAAUUUAAAUUAAAUAAUUUUUUUUUUAAAUAAUAAUAAAAAAUUAAAAAAAAAUUAUAUAGCUAUAUGAAAUUUUAUUCUAACUGUAUUUUAAAAUUAAUAUAUAUAUAUUUAUAUCAAAAUACACUUAAAAUGAAUUUGUAUAUAUAUCUAUGUAUAUAAAAAUAAAUAAAAAUAAUAAGAAAUAUACAUACGCCCAUAUACAAAAUUACAUAAAUAAUUAUAUAAAUAUACACGUAGACUUCAAAUAUAUAAAUAUGCAUAUAUAUUUAAAUUCUACGUGCGUAUUUAUGUAAUAUUUUUACAUAAUUCAGUACUUUUAUUGAUUGCAAUUUGAGGGACCUGCCUGCCAACCCAGGCCGAAAUUCCAGAGAAUUUAAUUUGCUAGCACUGUAUUUUACCCUGUAACGUUCUAUGACACCCUAAAACCUGUACAUUGGGGGUACUGUUUUACUCGGGAGACUUCGCUGAACACAAAUAUUAGUGAUUCAAAACAGUAAAACAUAUCACAGUGAUGAUAUUGUCAGUGAAAGUUACUUUUUUUGCAUUUUUCACACACAAACAGCACUUUUACUGAUGAUAUAAUUGUUGCGAUACGUUUUCCAGUUUUAAACACUAAUAUUUGUGUUCAGCGAUGUCUCCCGAGUAAAACAGUACCCCCCAUGUACAGGUUUUAUAGCAUUUUUGAAAGUUACAAGGUCAAAUAUAUGGGUCAAAUAUUUUACAUUGAAAAUGGCCAGGUUGGUCACGUUGCCUUUGAGAGCGUAUGGUAGCCCAGGAAUGAGAAUUACCCCCAUGAUGGCAUACCAUUUGCAAAAGAAGACAACCCAAGGUAUUGCAAAUGGGGUAUGUCCAGUCUUUUUUAGUAACCACUUGGUCACAAACACUGGCCAAAAUUAGCGCUCAAUUUAGUUUUUUUACUUUUUUCACACACAAACAAAUAUGAAUGCUUACUUUGGCCAGUGUUUUCGACUAAGUGGCUACUAAAAAAGACUGGACAUACCCCAUAUUGAAUACCCUGGGUUGUCUACUUUAAAAAAAAUAUGUACAUGUGGGUGUUAUUCAGAGAUUUAUGACAGAUAAUAGUGUUACAAUGUCACUAUUGAUAAAUUUUAAAAUGUAUGUUUUGAAACCGCAAUAUCCUACUUGUACCUAUAGCCCUAUAACAUGCAAAAAAAAGCAAAAAAGCACGUAAACACUAGGUAUUUUUAAACUCAGGACAAAAUUUUGAAUCUAUUUAGCAGUUUUUUUCAUUCGCUUUUGUAGAUGAGUAAAAGAUUUUUCAAGUAAAAGUCAAAAACAUGUAUUUUUUUUCAAUUUUUCAUCAUAUUUUUUUAUUUUUUUUAAAUUAAAAUACAUGAGAUUAUAUAAAUAAUGGUAUGUAAAGAAAGCCCCCUUUGUCCUGAAAAAAACAAUAUAUAAUUUGUAUGGGAACAGUAAAUGAGAAAGCGGAAAAUUACAGCCAAACACAAACACCACAAAAGUGUAAAAAUAUGCCUGGUCGCAAAUGUACAACAUCGCAAAAACAGUCCGGACCUUAAUGGGUUAAACCACUUGAUUGUUAAAUAUCCGUUUUAAUAUGUUUUGCUUUUAAUUCCUCUUAUCUUAAUAUAAAGGUAAGACAAGAGUUGAUUAGGUUGUUUGUCAAAGGAUUACAAAUGCAGCUAAACAAUAACAGUGCAAGAUUGUGGUUUGAUUUAGUAAUUUCUAUGGAUUUUUUUUUAAAGACGGUAUGUCAUAGUCUGGGGUCUUUGCAAAAUGUGCAAAAACCCUGAUCAGUGACAUCGCCUCCGGGCGUCUGGAGGGAGGGUCACAGGCAAAGAUGAGGUUUACUAACAUGAACCUGUCCCUUCAGCCGCCGUCAUUGCUGUACUCUCGUGUAUACGUGAGAAUACAGCUUUGAGUUAUGUGGAGGAUCCAGCAAGACCACGGGAUCCUACACAGAAAGAGCUUUAUUUCCCUGCAGCCGGGAAAAUUAUAAGCUUGACGGCGGCAGCUCCACUCGGUGUCAAAUUGCAACACAGUCAAUAUGAGUAUAAGAUCAUGUAAAAUAUAAAUUUUGUAGAGGCGGUGACAGUGUUGCUUUAAAUGUUUGUUUUUUUUUAGGUCAGUUUUAAUUUUUAAAUGCACAAUCUGUAUCAUGAUGUAUAGAAGGGACAGAGACUGUGGAAAAACAAAAUUGUGUGAUGAAAAAUAAGUGGUAGUAAGUGGACAGUGCACCUGUCUUGCUAUGGUUGGCCACACUAGGCUCUGCCUCUGUGGCUGAGAUCAUCAAUCUUGAUGUUCUCAGCUGAUCCAAUGCUUUGCUAUUGGGAUGCUAUUGUCUAUACGUGGCAAAUAGCCAGCAUCUCCUAAUAGAGAUGCAUUGAAUCAACGUAUCUCUAUGUGGAACGGUCAGCGCCUCCAUGCAGAGUGCUGCACAGUACUUACACAGGAACAGGCUAUAGACGUCUGUUGUCCUAAUCUGUAGUGGUUCUGGUGAUUAUAGUAUCCAUUCUAAGGAUCACUUCAUAUUGCUAAAGAUAUUAUGGUGCUAACACAGUGUCCUUGCAGCCUUUUGUUUUAAAAAUUUUCAUUCCAGAGAAACAUAUAUUUUGUUUAUUUUUAUCCUUUUUGGGCGUGUAUACAGGGAGUGCAGAAUUAUUAGGCAAAUGAGUAUUUUGACCACAUCAUCCUCUUUAUGCAUGUUGUCUUACUUACUCCAAGCUGUAUAGGCUCGAAAGCCUACUACCAAUUAAGCAUAUUAGGUGAUGUGCAUCUCUGUAAUGAGAAGGGGUGUGGUCUAAUGACAUCAACACCCUAUAUCAGGUGUGCAUAAUUAUUAGGCAACUUCCUUUCCUUUGGCAAAAUGGGUCAAAAGAAGGACUUGACAGGCUCAGAAAAGUCAAAAAUAGUGAGAUAUCUUGCAGAGGGAUGCAGCACUCUUAAAAUUGCAAAGCUUCUGAAGCGUGAUCAUCGAACAAUCAAGCGUUUCAUUCAAAAUAGUCAACAGGGUCGCAAGAAGCGUGUGGAAAAACCAAGGCGCAAAAUAACUGCCUAUGAACUGAGAAAAGUCAAGCGUGCAGCUGCCACGAUGCCACUUGCCACCAGUUUGGCCAUAUUUCAGAGCUGCAACAUCACUGGAGUGCCCAAAAGCACAAGGUGUGCAAUACUCAGAGACAUGGCCAAGGUAAGAAAGGCUGAAAGACGACCACCACUGAACAAGACACACAAGCUGAAAUGUCAAGACUGGGCCAAGAAAUAUCUCAAGACUGAUUUUUCUAAGGUUUUAUGGACUGAUGAAAUGAGAGUGAGUCUUGAUGGGCCAGAUGGAUGGGCCCGUGGCUGGAUUGGUAAAGGGCAGAGAGCUCCAGUCCGACUCAGACGCCAGCAAGGUGGAGGUGGAGUACUGGUUUGGGCUGGUAUCAUCAAAGAUGAGCUUGUGGGGCCUUUUCGGGUUGAGGAUGGAGUCAAGCUCAACUCCCAGUCCUACUGCCAGUUCCUGGAAGACACCUUCUUCAAGCAGUGGUACAGGAAGAAGUCUGCAUCCUUCAAGAAAAACAUGAUUUUCAUGCAGGACAAUGCUCCAUCACACGCGUCCAAGUACUCCACAGCGUGGCUGGCAAGAAAGGGUAUAAAAGAAGAAAAUCUAAUGACAUGGCCUCCUUGUUCACCUGAUCUGAACCCCAUUGAGAACCUGUGGUCCAUCAUCAAAUGUGAGAUUUACAAGGAGGGAAAACAGUACACCUCUCUGAACAGUGUCUGGGAGGCUGUGGUUGCUGCUGCACGCAAUGUUGAUGGUGAACAGAUCAAAACACUGACAGAAUCCAUGGAUGGCAGGCUUUUGAGUGUCCUUGCAAAGAAAGGUGGCUAUAUUGGUCACUGAUUUGCUUUUGUUUUGUUUUUGAAUGUCAGAAAUGUAUAUUUGUGAAUGUUGAGAUGUUAUAUUGGUUUCACUGGUAAUAAUAAAUAAUUGAAAUGGGUAUAUAUUUGUUUUUUGUUUAGUUGCCUAAUAAUUAUGCACAGUAAUAGUCACCUGCACACACAGAUAUCCCCCUAACAUAGCUAUAACUAAAAACAAACUAAAAACUACUUCCAAAAAUAUUCAGCUUUGAUAUUAAUGAGUUUUUUGGGUUCAUUGAGAACAUGGUUGUUGUUCAAUAAUAAAAUUAAUCCUCAAAAAUACAACUUGCCUAAUAAUUCUGCACUCCCUGUAGAGUCAUUUAUGCGAGCUGUCAAUCAGCUAGCUGGAAAUAGUUUAGUCUAUCCGCACACAUAAUCCAGUCAAAUCCCGCGAACCCAAACGACUAUUUCACACAUUUAACUCUCUUCUUCGCCCUGCUGUUCCUCCUCCACCUACUAACUUGACCGCCUCAGACUUUGCAACUCACUUCACUACCAAGAUCUCUACAAUCAGAGAAUAGAUCUCUCAUCUUUCUUCUUCCCCUUACAAUUCUUCCCCUAACAUCACUCCCUCUGCUGUUCUAUGUUCAUUCGCACCCGCUACAUUGGAAGAGGUUUCUGCUCUGCUCCAGUCCUCCCGCCCCACCACCUGCUCCCUAGAUCCAAUUCCCUCGCAUCUCAUCCGUACUCUGUCGUCUUCUUCUCUUUCUCCACCUCUCACUAAAAUUCUCAAUCUCUCUCUCUCCUCUGGUAUAUUUCCAUUGCCCUUCAAACAUGCAACUGUAACCCCAAUUCUAAAGAAGCCCAAUCUUGACACUAACUCUCCAUCCAACUAUCGUCCUAUCUCGCUACUGCCUUUUGCAUCCAAGAUCCUUGAAAAAAUUGUGUAUGCGAGAUUGACAGACUUCCUAGAGUCCAACUCUCUGCUAGACCCGCUUCAGUCUGGUUUCCGCGCUAAGCACUCUGUGGAAACGGCACUGACCAAAGUAUCCAAUGAUCUACUCGCUGCAAAAUCUCGUGGUCACUACUCUCUCCUAAUUCUCCUUGACCUGUCUGUGGCUUUUGACACUGUUGAUCAUCAACAGCUUCUUCUCAUCCUCCGCAAUAUCGGUCUACAAGAUAUUGCUCUCUCCUGGUGCUCCUCCUACCUCUCCCAGCGCUCUUUCAGUGUUUCUUUAUCUGGCUCUGCUUCUUCUCCCCAACUCCUCUCUGUUGGUGUCCCCCAAGGUUCAGUCCUUGGUCCCCUACUGUUCUCCAUCUAUACUGCCUCCCUUGGUAAACUCAUUAGCUCCUUUGGCUUCCAAUAUCAUUUCUAUGCAGAUGACCCGCAAAUCUACCUGUCCUCUCUUGAUCUCUCCCCGUCCCUCUUGACUAGUGUCUCUGACUGCCUCUCUGCUGUUUCUAACAGGAUGGCUGCUCACUUCCUUAAACUAAACUUGACCAAAACUGAAAUUCUGGUCUUUCCUCCCUCAAGUGUUGUUUCUCCUGUGUCUGUCUCCCUCCAAGUCAACCGUGCUUCCAUCAGCUCCACCACACAGGCUCGCUGCCUAGGUGUUCUCUUUGACUCCGACCUCUCCUUCAAGCCUCAUGUUCAAUCUAUCGCCAAAUCCUGUCAUUUCCAUCUCAAAAACAUUACGCGCAUCCGCCCCUACUUAACGCCAGAUGCGACUAAGGUGUUGGUCCAUUCCACUGUCCUUUCUCGCCUUGACCACCGUAAUCCGCUUCUCAGUGGUCUUACGUGCUCCCAACUUGCGCCGUUACAGUCCAUAAUGAAUGCGGUGGCGAGGUUCGUCUUCCUGUCCGCCCGCACCUCCCAUGCUUCACCCUUCUGUCAAUCCCUACAUUGGCUUCCUAUAAAAUAUAGAGCUCAAUUUAAAAUUCUGGUUCUUGCUUUCAAAUCUCUACAUAAUGCUGCUCCCACCUAUCUAUCCUCCCUUAUACACAAGUAUGUCCGUCUAGGCCCUUACGAUCUGCUGAAGACUUACGUCUAUCUUCUGUCCGCACUCCCACCUCUGAUGCUCGCCUUCAAGAUUUCUCGAGGGCUGCACCGUUCCUGUGGAACUCGCUUCCCUCCUCCGUUAGAUGCUCACUCAGUCUCCACUCCUUCAAAAAAAUCGUUAAAAACCCACUUCUUCAUAAAAGCGUAUCAAUUAAACUGUUAAUAGCUCCUGACUAAUUCCUCUUCUGCAACUGUCACUAGUCUAAUACUAUCCUUACCGUUUUGUGUCAUUUUACCCCACUCCCUCUAGCAUGUAAGAUCAUUGAGCAGGGCCCUCAACCCCUCUGUUCCUGUGUGUCCAACUUGUCUGGUUACAACUACAUGUCUGUUCGUCCACCCAUUGUAAAGCGUUGCGGAAUUUGACGGCGCACUAUAAAUAUCAUAAUAAUAAUAACCUUAGACAGGCUGCCCAUGGCGGGAUGAAUUACACACAGUUUCAAAGCUUCUGCUGCCAGGCUCUCAAUUUAACUCUCUAAUUUCUAGGUAAAGUAAAAAUAAGACAUACAUUGGUUCUGUUAGAAAUGUAUUCCGUCAAAACAAGUGCCGCACUACAACUCCUAUACAUCUGAUGUAAUUUUAUAGUGAGGCCACUGCUUUCUCAACAACUUAUAUAUUAUAACUCAACUCAACCUCAUCCAGGGGUUGGAUGAGUCUUAUCAGAAAUGUAGCCCACAAUAGGUUUUAUAUAGCAAAUCGCCAUUGUAGCAGAGAAAUAAAAAUUAACAAUUUAAAUGGCAUAUGAACUUCUACAGCCCAAAAGUAUUUUUUUUUUUUUUUUUAUAUGUAUAUAUAAUUUAUUUAUUUUUUAAUAUGUAUAUACCUGUAUUUGGACUGGAGAUUUGUCCUUAAUGCUUCUCUUUGAGAAACAUUUGAUUGGAUAAUGCCAAACACUAGCAAUUACUGGUAAAGUGACUAUAUUAACAUUGCCUUGUAUUGUGUUUAUUGUUUUUAUUUUUUUUAUCAAUUUGACAAUUUUUAAUAGAAUAAAACAUUUCCUGCUGAUCUUGAGUAUUUUAAGUGCAGUGCAUUAUCAGAAAAGCCAAACUGCCAUUACCUGCCUCUUUCACGGUGUAAAGCUAGAAGCAUCUAUGCAAUCUAGUGAAUUUAACCGGCUGCUGACUGUAUGUUUGUUUUUUGCAGCCUUGUUUCUAUAUUUGUGCUUUCCUUGUUUGUCUGAAUGUGUUAUGGAAUUCAAAAAUAGCCAUUAUUCGGUAAAACAUUAAUUUCAACAAGUUUUCUUGCCCAGGUGCUUCUAUAUAUAAAAAAUUAGGAUGUGAUGUUUUACAUACAGUAAAACUUGCUUUGGGGUGUUUAUAGAUAUCCCUUUUUUCCUUCUAAUAGGUGUGUUCUUCUUCCUCUUUUGGCUAUGAAGUCACCUUCCCAAAGUCUCUUCUUGGUUGUUGAUUCAGUGGAUGAAGGCUGCAAUGUUGCUGAAGGGGAACACCGGCCCUCUGGCCUAUCGGGGACAAUAGCUGACCUUUUGGCAAGUCAUCAUGAGUUUUUUCCUCCAUGGCUACUCCUCAUCUGUUCAGCUCGCAAACAAAGUCGAACGGUCACUAAAAUGUUUACAGGUACGUAAAGAGUUAGAAGUCUUGCUUUCUGCUGUAGAAAAUGAUGUGUCCAUUUAUCACAUCUGUGUACACAGUAGUGUUACCACCAGGAGCCAACUUACCACUGAUACAGCAUUCUUUUGAGGCGUUUUGAGUUUUUGACGAAAAUAGUAAGGAAUGAAGUUAAAGGGAUAGGGAAGUUGAGUAAAAAUGCAUGAACGGAAAUCAAGUGAAAUAAUCUCCAGUAAAGUACUCCUAAUAGGAAUACAUUUCUGCUAAAUGCAAUAAAAAAAAAAUAAUAAUAUUGAAAUACUGCUUGAAAAGGCAGAAGAACCCCAGUAGUUUAGAUGUAAUGAUAAAGUCUUUUAAGAGUUCCCUCUCUACAUACCUCAAAACAGAAUGCACCUGUCAUGGUUGAUUAUAUAUUUCCUACCUGUUCUAUGUUAAAUCUUAUAUUUAUUGUGUAUUAAUAUUGUUUUUGUAUUUUAUUGUACCAUAAUUGUAACAAUGCAAUGAUUUGUGGACCCAGGACAUACUUGAAAAUGAGAGAAAUCUCAAUGUAUCUUUCCUGGUAAAAUAUUUUAUAAAUAAAUAAAUAAAUAAAUAAUUGAGUAAAAUAAUCCCAGACAAUAUCCAUGUAUUUAAAUUGAUUUCAGUUUUUAAAAAUGUAUUUAAAAAACUUGUCCAUUGUAUACAAUAUGACCGUUUGCAGUAACUAACACGCCUCUACUGAAUCAUGCUUUUUUUUUUUUUUUUUAAAGAAAGGAAAGGGGGGGGGGAAAACCUUCAAUGUGAAUUUUAGGAAUGUUGUAGUUUGUAUUCCAGGAACAUUAUUCAUUUAUGGAUAUUAUGCAAAGUGUGAAAUGGUCUGUUGGAAAUAAAGCAGAUAAUUUAUAGGUUCUGCAGAGCUAUGUCAAGUAUGUUCUUUAACAAAGCGUUACCAGAUUGCAAUGAAAGAUCCUUUUUGCUGUUUUGUAAAGAGCCUGGGGCUGUCUUUGCUGGUUACUCUCUUCAGUGGCCAAAGGUCACAAUGCUGAUUAUGUGAGAGAAUGAAAGUGUUAGGAUGAGUAGGAGAGUUUAUAUGUACACCAUUAACUUUAGAAAGAGAUAAAGAUAUUAAUGGUGGGAAAUAUUCAGUUGUUGUUUUGUGAAACUUCUGGAAAGAUUUACUUUGACUAUCUUACAUUUCAGAGGAAACAAUCAACUACUCUUAACUUCUGAUUGAUUUUCUGGGUUCCUAUUUACAGCUUGCAUACCAGACCCUUUAACCCCUUAGGGACAUGUGACAUGUCAUGAUUCCCUUUUAUUCCAGAAGUUUGGUCAUUAAGGGGUUAAAGUGGAUAAUAUUGAAGGAUUAAACCUUGUAAAAAUGUUCUGCUCGUAAGGAUGUCCCUUAGACCUCUUAAAAGACCAGAAGUGGAAUCCUGGUCUAAUUUCAGAACUCGUAUACGUUUGUGUUUUCCCAGAACAGGCUUUCGAGUUCCCAUGUCUGAUUCAAGAGUUCCUUAAGUUUCUCUACUGAUAAAUUCUGGAUCUUAAAAAGGAUCAAACCUCACAUUAGUUCAAUUUUAGUCAUGUGGAUGGAUGUUCCAUUGCUAGGGUUACCAUUUUGUAAUUGGAAAAUCUGGAUGUUUCCAGACAGACUAAACUUGAAACCGAAGCCCCACAUCAUUGGACACGGACUUGUUAUAUGUAUACUGAAACUAUUCUUAAGUCAGUAGUGGUUAGACAUAUUUUUUUAGAUUAGUAUAGCAAUAGUAGCUUUCAGUGUUAAUAUGUUCAGAUUCUUUGGUGCAUAUGAUGUACAAUUUUUAUAAUACUAUUAAUUUACGUAUUUAAAGCAGAUCUGCAAGUAUAUUUACAUUUUGUGUUUUUAAUAUAUUUAGGAUAAACAAACAACCGGUAACAUAAGGAGUCAAUUUGAGUCAUAUUGCAGAAAAAACAACCACUUUGCUUUUCCAUAUGUACUGUGUCACAUGUGGCAUUUUGUUUUGCUUUAGUAACCUUGGAUCCUGUUUGGGCACAGCUGUCCUAAUGCUUGGCAGCUAUGUUUGUGGUACUGUGGGAUUGGCUGCCAGUCUGGAAUUUUUUUUACAACAGAUUAUUGUUGCUUUUUUUUUUUUCUCUCUUUUUUUAACACCAUCAUCUUUAUAUCAUUAAUAGGUGCUCAUUACGUUUAAGUGCACCUGUCACUUCUAUUAGGGUUAUUCAUAAAAGUCAGAAUUCAAAUUGAAUUUCAAAUUUAAGGUCACAAUAGCAGAACUGGAAAAAAUCCAAAAUGCCAGCUAUGCUUUCAGUUUGGCUACUCUGGCCUGAAAUUUGAAAUUCACUUUGGAUGCUCUCUUCAGUGAAUAACCGUGUAUGUGUUGAAUGUAUUGGGCAGAGUAAUCUGUGACAUGCUUUUAAACAGGCAUACAUAACCGUGUGAAACAUUUACUGUAGCUCAGAUAUGAUUUAUUUGAGAUGCAGGAGAGUGCAAGAUUACAGUAAACAAAUUCGUAGUCCAUAAACAUGGGCAGCAUUUAUUAUACUCUUAAAACGACAUCUUUAGGUACCCAGACCACUUUAUUUCAUGAACUGAUCAUGUUGUUUAGGCGGUUCUUUCACCACUUUUUGCACUUUUGCGUGUGGGGCUAGUUCCAGCCCCAGCACACAUGACUUAUGCAGCCCUGAACUUUGUUCCUGGCUGCCUAAUGUCAAUUCUGUAUAAAAAUCCCCUUACCAGCUCAGAGCCUGCCCGUGCUUUCUGGGCCGGUGAAAUGGUUCAAUCAAAUGAGCUGGCUAUCCUGUAAGUUAUUUUUUUAUUUUUUGCAGGUUACAAACGGGGAACCUUUUUACAAUGCCCAACAAGGAAUUUAAAAAAAAAAAAGGGAAUAAUUAUAAAGGGUUAGAGCAACAAUUUAGAGUGCAGUAUAUUAUUCUCUAACCCUUUUAUCAACCUCUUUAUAAUGCAGAUGAGAUUAAAUAGGGGUGUGUGUGUGUGUGUGUGUGUGUGUGUGUGUAUAUACACACACACACACACCCCUAUUUGUGUGUGUGUGUGUGUAUGUAUAUAUAUAUAUAUGUAUGUAUAUAUAUAUAUAUGUAUGUGUAUAUAUAUACACACACCCCUAUUUAAUCUCAUCUGCAUUAUAAAGAGGUUGAUAAAAGGGUUAGAGAAUAAUAUACUGCACUCUAAAUUGUUGCUCUAACCCUUUAUAAUUAUUCCCUUUUUUUAAAAUAUAUAUAUAUAUAUAUAUAUAUAUAUAUAUAUAUAAAAAUAAAUAUACACACACCAAAAAAAAAGGUUUGGCCACUAUGCAGUACAGGAAUAUUCUCUGGCAGCCCUGGAUCAUGCAUGUCCAAUUUUGCUCAAAAUUAGUGGUAGUAACACUACCGGGUAUAACACUGUAUGUGUGAAUGUAUAGCAAGCUAUUGCCUGGAAGUUUAAUUCAUAUAAGGUUUGGUCAAACUAGACACGUAUAUCUUUGUGUUGUACUGUACUGCAAUUAAAGUAGCCCUAACACUUACACUAACCUAUACAUUAUAUUGUACAAUUUUAAGAGUUAUUUAUUUUUUAUUCCUGGAGCAUUUGGAGGUAUUCAUAAACCAUUCGACCUUUGAUCUAGUUGGUAUCCCGAACGCUGCAGUGGCAUUAUUUACCCAUAAUACAUGAUUCACAAUUUAGUAAAUUCUCACUCUUCCUUCCUGAUAGUCUAUUAUAUACUAAAUUCAAAGGGAAUUCCUUGCAGAUUAUGUAAUGAUGCCUGUUAGAUGAUAUAGGAUUUGGGUGGAGCUUAUGUUAUACAUAUUUCUAUUUUUACAUUUUAAACACUCCAACAACAUUAUCAAAGACUCAUGCCUACUUCUAACUUGCUAAAAUAGUUCUCCGGUUACUUGCUAGAAAAAGAAUGUUUGGUAUGUUCAGAUGAUCGUGAUCUGUACAAAUCCAACCAUGACUCAAUAUAAAUGAUCAUAGUGAGAGAGAACUGCUUCAAACAAGCUUUCAGUAAUUUAACAUACAAUGUUCAUUUUAAAGCUAUAGCAAAUCUGUAAAGAGCAAUUCUUUGCAUCAUAUCCUAUAUGUUAAAAUCUCUUGCAAGAUGUCUGCAGUACUGUCAGAAGAAAAAUCUGAGAUUUCGUGAAUUCAUUCUGAAUGUCAAAUCUGUGACAAUAGCCGAUUUGGAGAAUUUUUCCAGAUCAUCUAUAUUCACGUUUGCUUUCCUAUUUGAAAUUAAUUUUUGAAAUCUGGAUUUUAGUGAAUUACCCGUAGUAGUUCGAAAAUAGAUUGUACUUUUUUUUUUAUAACCUUUUAUAACAUGUACAGAGAUUUACUAUUUUAAUAUAAUCUGUACAUGUGUCUGUUAAUAUUAAGAUUUAUAAAUAAACAUUGAGAAAUGCAGCGUAUCAUAUUUUAUAUCAUAAAAGUCAAAUUUGUCCCCAUUAUUUUAGUUAGUUUUUAUUAAUUCACAAUAUUCAUUUUGUGUUCUAUUUUUUUUUUUUUUAUUGCAAAGGAUCCCUUCUUUAUUUAUAUGCUGAAGUCUUUGACAUCUCCUGACAGUUCUAUGUUAGGAUCCUGCCACACUGGCUAUUGACUUCCGCUUUUAGUAAAGUGGAAGAUUCAUGUGUUUGAGUUAGACAACUACUGCAGCGUUAUUUAGAGAGGGACUGUCAGUUUUCUUUUUGAUGCAUUGUGGUGUAUUCAUACAAACUCCAAAGGUAUUGAUAUAUGUGAUAAUUUUUAAAGUCAGUUUGCUGUUGCAAACUGAACUUGGUGAUAGUCCAGUUUAAUAAUCACUGCUAUUUCUUUUCUUCUUGGGGUUUCCCUGUUUCUGAAAGUUUCCCAAAGUGAGUUAAUUGGCUACGCCUCUUAUUAGUUUGUUUUAUGCAAAUGGCUGGCAGGUGAAUAGAUCAAUGAUUUACUUAAAUUCACUGUUUUUAACAAACAUUUGGAACUCAUGUGGAAGCCCUAUAUCCUGCUCCUAGUUAUUCCUCUGAUGCCCUGAUUCUUAGGGGGACCAGUGGAAAUCUUACAAAAGUACAGGCAAGCAUUUUUCCUUCAAUGCAUAUGCAUGUGAAUUAGAAAAGCAAAAGGGUCUUUUUGAGCUUUAAAUUUUGUGAAAGAGUUUAUUAUUGUAUGCUAAUUUGUGUGUGUAUAUAAGUAGUUUACUAGUAAUAAUAAAAGUUAUGUUUAUCUAUUCUCCCUAGCACUUGUCUCUUAUUAUGAUUCCUCUCUUGCUGUCAUUAGUCUAAUACUAUCCUUACCUUUUGUGUCACUUUAAGCCACUCCCUCUAGCAUGUAAGCUCAUUGAGCAGGGCCCUCAACCUCUCUGUUCCUUUGUGUCCAACUUGUCUGGUUACAACUAUAUGUCUGUUCGUCCACCAACUGUACAGCGCUGCAGAAUUUGUUGGCGCUAUAUAAAUAAUAACAUAAUAAUGUGUAUAUGCCUGUGUACCUGGUUGGCUGUGAUAUUGCGUGCACCUUCUCUGUGUGCCAUGCGUACACUGCCAAACUGCUAGUAAUGUCACUGGCACUAAUCUUAUGACGAGGGGAGAACCAUUGACAUGUCUAUUGUUGCAGCAAUGUACUUCCUUUACAAGUUGGGUAGGUUUGUGGUACUACUGUGCCACACAUCUACAAAGAACAAAUAUUACCUCUAGAAAUUAGUGUGAAUGUCUGCAGCAUAGCUACAUGUUAACCAGUCUGUUAUGCAACAAUUUCAUACAGGAUUUAAAAAAUUUUUUUAAGAACAAUAUCCAGGUUUACAUUUGGAGGUUUUGCUGGUGCAAAGUACAGAUCAGGUAUUAAUUUAUCUGAGUGUAUCUAUUGUCAAUGGUUUGGUUUGUUGUUGUUGUGUUUUUUUUUUAAUUAUUAUUAUUAUUAUGCUAAAUGAUGAGUCUAUAUAAGCUGCUUAUACUAGAAGUAUUUUGGAGAAUUUUGUUACUUUAACAAAAUAGUCAUAUUUGUCCUUGGUAUUGCCCCAGAUGUGGUUUGAGUAGUGCCUCUUUAUUCCUUCGCAGUGGUUUCCUUUGUUUGAGAUGAGCUUUCGUUUAUUCUUUAAUUGAAAGGAAAGAGGAAAGGGUUAGUUAAAUGGAAUGCUCCCAAUGAUUAAUGUCCUGCUUAUUCCAAGAAAGCUUAGACAAAGGGCUCUGUACUAAUAAGAAACAGCUGUUAACUUGGCAUUAGAUAACUCUUAAAGGUGCAAGGUCUCCAAAAAGACGUGUUAAGAGAAAGUAAGACUAAGUACAGUAACAACGCAAAUGUUAAAGACCUAAUUGUAGUCCCUGAUAAGAUAAUACCCAUGUAGUACAGGUGUUAGGCAUUCUUACUUUGAAUGUUUUUAUGUGUAUCCACUUAUUCAUUCUACGUUUCCUGAAGUUUUUAUUCGAUGAGUUGAAGAUUAAAACUUACGUUUUACGACGUGCCCAGGUAUUACAACUGAAUUUUAGAUUACCACGAACGUCUGGCUAUUAAUCACAAAGCAUUUUUCCUAGUUCCCUGGACCAACUCCUACUUAAUAGAGCUGUACCUGUGAAAUUGUUUGACUACAUUAUCUGUCUGCUUCAAACACAGGAUGGUUUUGUUUUUAUAAGUUGAGGGAACUGGCUGCAGAGUUUCCUGAUUAGUAUAUCCAUGUAGACAUGUGUCCUCAAAUAGACUUUUAUAGAACUUGUUUUCCGGCUGGGACAUGUCCCUGAACACAUCAGCCAUUUCUGGAAAAACUCAAAGCACAAUUGUGUGGGAUAUGGAAACAGUGGUUACAUGAAAAUGCCUGAAGGGAGCUAUUCUACUCACCAGAACAACUACAUUUAGCUGUAGUUGUUCUGGUGACUAUAGUGUCCCUUUAAACCCUUUGUCAAGCCCUGAUGUAACAUCUUAUCUCUGACUUCCAAGUUAUUGAGUUAGCAAUCACCUGUCUUCUGUGCUGCAGUGACAGACAUGAUUAUGAGAUUCUGACUAGGGCAAACAUGAGUUAUAAUAGGUGUUAGUGAUUUACAUUAACCCUCUGUUUGCCAUAACUUUCUCUUGUGAUGCCAUGUUGCUGAUCAAUAAACAUGAUCAGUUGUUUCUCAAACCACAAAUUGAUAAUCAUCCAAAAACCUGAGCAAUUAUGGACCUUCCAAGACUAAUGUAUUAAAUAUUUGAAUUACCUCCUCCUAUUGCAACUUCCUUUUAUAGGUCCUCCAUUACCAUCCUUUUUUAUAUGAACCAAAUUUUAAGCCCCAAACCCAAGUGUUUUUUAUGAGAAAACGUCCUCUCGGCAUUUUGGAAAUAUGAUAAUGUCUGAAUUUUCCAUAGGUUUUAAGAGAUCUAUUUGUUUCUUUUAUAUGUUUUUUUGGGGGGCUAGGUUUCCUUAGGACUGCCAAAGAGAUACAUGUCCGGAUCUGCCUGAGAUUUUAGAGGUUGCAGUCCGAGGCACCAGCUACUUAUUUGCAGUUACAGUCCUUAAUUCGGCCUCUAUCCCUUUAGGGAUAUUCCAGGAAAGAUGCUGGAAAAAAAAUACUCACUCUCUCCUGGCUUAUCUGUAUAUCAGGAGAACAGACUGAAUUAACGGAAGCAGCUGCUGCCCAGUAGUGUAACUGGGUCAUUCCAUAUGAAAUAUAUGUGUGUGUGUGUGUGUGUAUAUGUAUGUGUGUGUGUGUAUAUAUAUGUAUAUGUAUGUGUAUAUAUAUAUAUAUAUACAUAUAUAUAUAUAUAUAUGUAUAUGUGUGUGUGUGUGUGUGUGUGUGUGUGUGUGUGUAUAUAUAUAUAUAUAUGUAUAUGUAGAAAGGCCAUUAGGCCUGAAUUUGUGGGAGGAGUAAGUCCCCUACUUAAACUCCCAGCCCCUACUCACCGCUGCCGCUCAGCUGAUUGUCCUUAGCAACCAGCACUUCCGGUCCAGCUUCCCGCCAGAUCUGUACCUGUUUCCAGCAGCCAGACGCCCUGUGCAAUCCUCCGUCCGUCCGAGGUCCUUCCACUCCGUUUCUCUCCGGUCGAGGUACCCGACUUCCGGUCACGAGACCGGCGCGUUCACGUAAGCAAGGCGGGGAAUUAGCGUUCGCUAUUUCCCCGCCGUUCGGGCCUAAAAACGUAGGGGUAGGCUCCCUCUUUCGCAUUUUCACGAAUACACGCUUUUCGUUAAUAUCUCCAUUCGCGCCAAAAAACGCACGAACGUUCGGCUCAUUUCGCUAUCAUUUAAAGCAUUUUCGUACGGAAACAACCGAAUAUAUAUUUCACGUUUAAGCUCAUUAUUAUCUGUAUUCACUUUUUCUGUUCGGUCAUUUCAGCACCAAACUAUUCGUAUGGUAAAAUUCACGAACACCAUCUUACUAAUUUACAUUCGGUUAUUUCUAUUCUUUUAAGCUAAGCAUGCAUAAGUUCUAAUCACACUAUCCUACUAUUAUUUAUUCCUUCAUAUCAGUUUUUGGUUACAUUAUCUGGUUAACUACCAGCCCUGUGUUUUCCUACCUUGUUAAACCAUUUAAAAUAUUUUUCUGUAAUAAACAUAAUGUUUUACCAUGGUUCAUAACUUCAUACGUGUCUAAAUACAAGCUAUACCAUUCUUUCCAAAUAACACUCAGAUAAGUCAUUUAAACACUAUUUACAAGUUAUACCCAUUACACAUAAUCCGUACUAUUCCUUGCACAUAAAUCACGCUGUCACAUUUUGGCUUUUACAGAUUGCAUCGGUCUCUUGCUUUUCUGCAUAAAGUUGUUAUUUCAAGGUCCUUUUAUUACAGGAACAGGUAUGGUUUAUUAUCACCUUGAGUUAUCAGGUUUUAUCAAUUAUCUUCACAUCUAUUGCUAAAUAUGGAAUUUGUUUUGGUUAAACCCUUAGAUCCUGUAUUUAUCUAAGCUUCCACCGUUUCUACGCAGUUAACCUGCCACGAUUAAACAAUCUCUGUACUUAAAACCAAGGUAUAGUUCACUCUCUUUUCAAUACUAGACCUCACGCGGUCUCAACUCCAUUACUACCUUCCCUCAGGCUUACGCCCAGGAUACGUUAUCUCUUUACUACUUGUCUACACAGACUUUCGGUCAUACGGCCAUCAGGCUCAGAAGACACCAAAAACCUGACCCGGUACUCAGCCAUACCUUCAGGUACUUACGUCCUUACUCAAGUACGUCCAUUCGCUACCCCAAGGCCUCAUUCUGCCUUCUCACUCAUAUCCAAAAUCAUCCCAUUCCUACACCUUAACCUCCCAGAUCCCUCAAUGCAGGAUCUCACGUGGUGCCCCUAACAAACCUUCCCCCAAUACUAUUCAUACGACAUCACGAUACGUAUAAACACAUCAACAUCUGUCUUAAACCCCCAGGAUUCUUCCUCAAAGACAACAUUAAGACAAGACUCUCUACACUUAUCAGGAGGCUCCAGAUACCAUUUGCGACCAGUCAAGGUUAGUAUCCACACACCACUCCAGUCCUCUAACUUUACCCUUAAGCAUACAAUCGAACUGGCUAUACGGCACAGGCUAAUGCCUUAGCCCACCCUAUCAGGAAAUCUGAUCCCGCGAGGCCUACCACCCCCACCCCACCUCAACACGGAGGUACGGCCCCACGCCCAAAUCAUAGUUAUAAGCCUCGCAUGCCUUACUACAGGGCUCUAGUUAGGGCCUCACCUGUCACGGCCACACGUUUUUGAUUUCUCUUAUCGUCACCGAGAGGCCAACAUCCCGCCACCACGUCUGUGGCACCUACGUCAUAAGCCAAAUCAUAGGUAGAGCCUCUCACCGCCACUUGGCAUUAGCAGGGCCUCACCUAUCCAGUCAUUCAAUAGUUAAGUUUUUCGCCUCGGCAUCUAGCAUUAAAGUCCAGUUCUUCCAGACACACCACUCCCCAUACCCCCCCCCUUUCUUACCUCACUCCCCUUCUAAUAUAUCUUUCACAUAAUCAUUCCUUUUUAGAAUGUCCCAAGAACCAAUUCCAACCGAAGAACUGAUAGAAGAAACACCAUUCACGCCAAUCAGACCCGUGUCUCCAGGCGAAUCACUUACUCUUUCAACCCCCACGUCCUUGAGAGCAUGGACUAUUCCCAAAAUCACGGCCGAGCUUAGGCUCAGGGGAAUCCCCUUUCCGGCCACAGCUAGAAAGGCAGAACUUUACAGGCUGCUUACCCACCAAGUCCCCGAGCCUCGGCCGGGAACUAGCUCUCAAGGACAACCACCAAGAAACAGCACGGCCACCCAGGAUACCCUGGCAGAUAUCUUGGCCAAUCUACAGACCCUCAAUAGCAGGCUGUCUAAGGUGGAGAGCGCCAUCUCCUCCUCAGGUACUAACACCGUAGUCCCAGUCUCUACCACGGCUGUACCUGCCAUACCUACAUGUCCCUCUAUACUCCCCCCUCCAGCACCUGGCACAGCCAUCACACCUUUCGAGUCACCAGCACACUCCGUCCCAGAUUCUAUCAGGAAAGAUAUCCUAGACGGGAAGGAUGUGUGUCUGGUGUCUUUACUCAUAGCCUCUCAGGAUGUACUCGAGAACAAGGCAUACAAUUAUGGUGACAUUUCAGUUGUGCUCAAAACGAGGGAUCCCAGGCUUAAUAAAAAAUUGUCUAUCCCACAGUUUGUGAUAGCUUUUGGGAUAUACCGCGACGUCAUUUGCACGGUGUAUCCCCAUAGGAGAGAAGAACUAGAUCUCUAUCUCCACAAGGUAGUGGAUCUAGGCAUCAAGUACGGGGGCUCUUCCUUCUAUGACUACCACAAGUCAGUUUCAGCGAAGGCGGCGACCCAUCUCAAGCAGUUCAACAUUAGAAUGAACUGGGGUCAGAUGGACACGGAACUUUUCUGUCGCCACUUCGCUGGACUCAGGCCCCCGGCUUGUGCCAUCUGUAAUUCUACAUCCCACAUGGCGGACUUAUGUCCCGUCGAACCAGAUCCCACCACCUCCACUCCCACCCCUCACCCCACGUUCACACCUCACUCCUCUUUCACCCCUCACAACAAGCCAGCGGGUGGUCUCCGGGAUAAGCUGGGUAGGCCCAUCUCCUUUUUAGGUAAAGCACAGGUGUGCAAUAAUUUCAACGCAGGCUCCUGCAGUUUCAGCGCCUGUAGAUUAUUGCACAUCUGCUCCAUAUGUUUCAGGGCACAUACCAAGACCAUGUGUCCAGCCAGGUUGUCACCAAACAAAUGACUAACCGACAUAAAUAUCGACAACCUGGUUUUUUAUCUAAGGUCUCACCCCAGCAGGCACUUAGUGGAUUUUCUCACCACAGGUUUCUCACAAGGGUUUCACACAGGCAUAGUAGCCAUUCCCCCAGGUACACUAGAAUGUCCUAAUCUCCAGUCUGCACGUUUAGACCCAGUCGCUGUAGACACUCUCAUUUCCGCAGAAACCACAAACGGUUUCAUGAUCGGUCCUUUCACCUCUUCACCGUUUUCCUCCUGGCGCACUAACCCUAUUGGUAUUGCUAUUCACAAAUAUUCUAAUAAAAAACGUCUCAUUAUCGAUUUAUCGGCACCGCACUCCUCUUUUGUUCCAAGCAUAAACGCACUCAUUCCAGCAGACGAAUUCUCUCUGCAGUACGUCACCAUCGACGACGCCAUACAGUCCAUCAUGACAUCUGGUAAUCGACCCUGGCUCAGCAAAACAGACAUCACUAACGCCUUUAAAUUACUGCCCAUACACCCCUCACUCUGGCACUUACACGGUGUUAAAUGGCGAGGGUAUUAUUACUUCUCAACACGACUCACUUUUGGUUCUCGAAGCAGCCCCAAACUUUUCGACAUUUUCGCAGAAUCACUAUGCUGGCUGCUUCUGAACGUCAUCAGGUGUCACUCCGUUAUUCACUAUCUAGAUGACUUUCUACUGAUAGAGCCAGGGUCAUCAACACCCACAGCAAUCAAUAGUACUACCGCACUUUUUUCCACACUGGGAGUCCCUUUGUCCCCAGCCAAAACUAUAGGACCCACAACAAAGUUGACCUUUUUAGGCAUAGAGCUCGAUUCUGUCAAACUCAGAGCCAGCCUUCCACACGACAAACUUUCACGAUUGAGAGGGGAGAUAGACACGUUCCUGCGGAAUGACGUUUGCACCAGGAGAGAACUUCAGUCCCUUCUUGGAUCUCUGAACUUCGCCAUGCGCAUCAUUCCGCAGGGAAGGUCUUUCAUUUCCAGACUUCUUUGCCUGCUCCACGGAGUCCCGGACUCCGGCACAGUUUCUUUGGACCCCCACGCCAAGGCUGACUUAGCUAUGUGGGGGAAGUUUUUGAAAGACUGGAAUGGUAUCUCCAUGUUUAUCCCCCCUCUCUCCACCUCUUCACCCAUCAUCCACACAGACGCAGCAGCCAACACCGGUUUCGCAGCCAUUUUUGGGAACCACUGGUUUAGGGGCCACUGGCCCACUGAGACGGAUGCCUUGCCAGGAUUCAGGGAGACCUCAGCCCUAUUUUAAAUUUACCCCAUUGUGGCGGCCGCACACACCUGGGGUCAUCUCUGGUCCGGCAAGGCAGUAAAAUGCUACUCCGAUAACUCGGCAGCUUGCGAUAUCAUUAACAAAGGGCGCUCAUCAUCCCUGACCAUCAUGCGGCUGAUUCGCAAGUUGUCCUGGCUGGCAGCAUCCAAUCAGUUUCACUUAGUAUGUUCUCACAUCCCGGGUAUUCACAACACCGCCGCUGACGCUCUUUCUCGUUCUCGAUUCCAGGCAUUUUCUCAGGCACUCCCAGCAGCUUACCAACAGCCAUCCAGGACACCACGGUUUCACGAACUAAUAUUGGAUUAAGCACACUCUUGCUUCACGCUAGAUCACUCACUCACCAAGCAUUAUCACCCAACACUGCUAUCACUUACAAUAGGGCACUUAACAUUUUUAACAAAUUCACUGCAGAAUUCGGGCUACAAGGUGACUUUUCUAUCCAAACCAUGGUGUCUUUUGCCUCUUUUUGCCACCUACACCUUAAUCUGUCACACAACACCAUUAAACUUUACCUCACCGGGGUUCAGCACCACAGCCUCACCUAUUUUCCUAACAGCACUCCUUUUAUGUCUUCAUACCCCAUUAAAAAGGUCUUGAAAGGUAUAUCAAAGGUUUCACCACCACUCGCAAGCACUAGAUUACCCAUAGACGGGCCUAUCUUCAGGUCACUUAGCAAUCUCCUUGACACAGCCCCAUUUGAUAGCUACACCAAUACGGUGAUAAACUCUGCCAUAUAUCUCGCUUUCUACGGUUUUCUCAGACCUAGAGAGUUCACCGUGAUUUGUCAAGGAGAUAUCACACGAUGCCUUAAAACUUCACACCUCACCAAGGUAGAGGAUCACUACCUCCUUUCUAUCCCUACCACGAAAACCAACCGGUCAAUACAUCCUACAAUAAUUCCUCUCUUCCCUACUGAUAAUGCCUGGUGUCCGGUGAAAGUUCUCGACCAACUACGGUCAACUCUUCACACUCACCUGCCAGACUCUCCGCUCUUAACAUUACAAGGGCACCCGCUUACCACGGCAAAAUUGAUGUUACAUGUCAGAACCCUGUUAUCUAAGCUCGGACACAACCCGGCUGCAUUCUCUGGGCACUCCUUCCGCAUAGGAGCCGCCUCAGCAGCCUCUAGCACAAACGCACCGGUCCACAUCAUCAAAAGGCUCGGGCGAUGGAAAUCCUCCAUAUAUAACGCAUAUAUUCCGCAACCAGAGAAAGAGCUUCGCCAAGCUUUCAGGAACUUGGUCUUGUAAAAUGCAAUAAAGUGUGUAUUUUCUCGAAUUUAUCUUUUGCCCUCUUUUAUUUACAGGCCCACUCGUACGUUGGUUUCGGCACACCACAACCAACUUUGCUCACAGAUACUAUCCAUUACGUAUUUAAAUUCCGAGCACAAGUAGAAAGGCCAUUAGGCCUGAAUUUGUGGGAGGAGUAAGUCCCCUACUUAAACUCCCAGCCCCUACUCACCGCUGCCGCUCAGCUGAUUGUCCCCACCCACCUACACCCUGUUUUAACUACAUUAUCCUUGGUGGGCCCUCUUUUAUUUACAGGCCCACUCGUACGUUGGUUUCGGCACACCACAACCAACUUUGCUCACAGAUACUAUCCAUUACGUAUUUAAAUUCCGAGCACAAAUAUAUAUAUAUGUAUAUGUGUGUGUGUGUGUGUGUGUGUGUAUAUAUAUAUAUAUAUAUAUAAUAUAUAUAAUGUGUAUAUAUGUGUGUGUAUAUAUGUGUGUGUGUAUAUAUAUGUAUAUAUAUAUAUAUAUAUAUAUAUAUGCAGUUUGGCACUCUUCCUUAUUGCAGUAACAAGAACCUUCGAGAUCUAUUGGUCAAAGGAGAUUCGGUACAUUGUUAAAAGAAACCGACAACCAACAAGAAAUUAGGGUGCUUUAAAUGUUCAGGCUGCGUCACCUGCAGCCAUAUGAUUGGGGGGAGUACCUUCGUGCACCCACAUAGUGGCAAGAGGUACCCUAUUAAGCAACAUAUAACCUGCACAACGCAUCAUGUUAUCUAUUUAAUUACCUUCCCAUGUGGACUAGCAAAUGUUGGCAAGACCGACCUGACGCUUAGAAACCGUAUUCGAGGACAUUGUUCUACCGUCAACACUGCAUACCGCGAUGAAAUGACUAACAAACCAGUCGCCAAGCACUUUCUGAUGAUGGGACAUAGUCUCCCAUCUUUACGAUUCAUUGAUCAUGACCCCCCUUUACCCCGUGGAGAAAACAGAUCUAAAACACUGUUGCAAGGCAUAUUGGAUACAUCAUUUAAAUACUGUAUCCCCAAAUGGCUUAAAUGAGAACAUAGUGCUCUCCAUGUUUCUAUAAUUGUUUAUCUAUGAAGAAUUAAAUUUUGAUUUGACUUACCGUAUAAGCCAAGUUUUUUUAGCACAUUUUUUGUGCUGAAAAAGCCCCCCUCUGCUUAUUCUCGAGUCACUGUCUGUAUUAUGGCAAUUUACAUUGCCAUAAUACAGACCAGGACCGCCGGGCUCAUUACAAGCCCGGCGGUCCUGUUGGGGGCCAGCAGCAAGCUGUUACUUAUAUUUGUAGCAGCUCCGUUCAGCACACAGUGUAAAUCUCGCGAGACCCGCGGCCGUCCGAGCAUUGCCACGGGUUCCUGUGGCAACACUCCAUGCGGCACGCAGGCCACAAGACUUACACUGUGAGCUGAACGGAGUUGACCGGAGCUGCUACAAAGGUAAGUAACCGCUUGCUCCGGCCCCCCCACUGAGCAGCCAAUGCCACUGGACCACCAGGGAAUAAUAUAGCCCCCCCUCCCUGGCCAGGUAUCAAGCAGGGAGGGGAAAAAAAAAGGUAGAACCCCAGCUGUAAGUCUUAUUGCUAGCCAUCAUGGGAGUUGUGGUUUUCUAACAGCUGGAGAUCUACCUCCUGUCCCCCCAUCCCCCCCAUCAAUGUAUGCAGUGCAUGAGUCUAUCAAAGCAAAUUAUCGUUCUUAUUUUGUAUUUUAUGCAGAUUAAAAAAAAAUUUUUAAUCUAUAUACAUUAAAAAAAAUCAAAAUAAUAUUAGAAAAAAAAGUAAAAUAAUAUUAAAAUAAAUUUCAAAAAGUUAAAUAAUAAAAAUGCCCUCCCCCACCCAGUUUACACACACUACACAAACACACACUGCAUUCACACAAACACACACACUCUGCAUUAUAUACACACACACUCUGCAUCCAUUAUAUACACACACUGCAUUCACACAUACACAUUCUGCAUUCAAUAUAUAUAUAUAUAUAUAUAUAUAUAUACACACACACACACUGCAUUCAUUAUAUAUAUAUAUAUAUAUAUAUAUAUAUAUAUAUAUAUAUAUAUAUAUACACACACACUCACUGCAUUCAUUUAUAUAUAUAUAUAUAUACACACACACUGCUUUCAUUAUAUAUAUACACACUGCAUUCAUUAUAUAUACACACAUACACUGCAUUUAUUAUAUAUAUAAACACACACACUCUGCAUUUUAUUAUAUAUAUAUAUAUACACACACACACACACACACACACACACUCUGCAUACAUUAUAUACACACACUACACACACACACUCUGCAUUCAUUAUAUACACACACUACACACACACACACUCUGCAUUCAUUAUAUACACACAAUGUAAAUAUUCAAUUAAAGUAAUUUUAUUGGGAUCUAAUUUUAUUUAGAUAUUUACCAGUAGCUGCGAAAAAAGAGGGGGUCAGGGGCUGCGCUUAGGUAAAACAGAUAUGUUGAAAUAUAUAAGAUCGUGUAUAUGUAAAAUAAACAGCGGUAAUAAAAUCAAAUAAAGUUCAUCCGGAUUUUCUUAAAAAUAUAGAAUAAAAACAGUCUCACUGAUAUGUAGUACCACGAUAUUAAUCCUCAAGUAUGGCUCCGUCCGUGUGGUAGCUAGUCCAUAUAUGUGAAGAUAAAAAACAAGAAAGAAAGCUGCCUAUGGUGAAAUAUUGUUGGUCCUGAUGUGGUAUAUAAUCAAAGGAAAUAUGUUUCACUCACAUUUGGUGGAGCUUAUUGCCAGCUCUGGGAGAAGAGGCACUUAGUGGUUUGAUCCCCACUAACGGAUAUACUUAGAUGGUCCGUCUGUCCGGCUUGGGAUUCCUGUGGUGUCGGCUAGGAUCUACUUCACAUAUACGUUGUUUUCUUGAUGCUUGGAAGAUAGGUCCGCCUUUCCAGUAUCGGGUGGUAGGUGUCCACGGAGUAUAUAUGAGACAGCAAAAUAGUGCUCUCAGUAUGAACAACAAAGUGAUAUCUAUAAAUGAAUAAUACUUACAAGAAUGGAGCAGAUGGAUACUGCUCUAUUGCCACAGCGCUGGUGGAAUUAUCCCCACCUAAGGAUUUCUUUGGACGGAAUAUGCUUCCAAGUAAAAAAUUGAAUAAUAAAAAUAAUAAAAAAUAAUAAAAAAAGGUGGAUAAAACUAUAGUGUUAAAUACAAAAAAUAUAUAUGAAAAAAUAAUAUAUAUAUAUAUAUAAAAUGCCAGGGGUAAAAAGAAAGUGUAUAAAAUACAAUAAAAAUAAGUAUGCAAUUGGUCCUAGUUUUAAAAGGUAACCAAAAAUAACUUUUAUUGAUUAAAAUACACUUAUUAAAACCAUUUACGCGUUUCACCUUUGGGGUUUUCUCAAAAUGGUAAAAGCUUUUACCAUUUUGAGAAAACCCCAAAGGUGAAACGCGUAAAUGGUUUUAAUAAGUGUAUUUUAAUCAAUAAAAGUUAUUUUUGGUUACCUUUUAAAACUAGGACCAAUUGCAUACUUAUUUUUAUUGUAUUUUAUACACUUUCUUUUUACCCCUGGCAUUUUAUAUAUAUAUAUAUUAUUUUUUCAUAUAUAUUUUUUGUAUUUAACACUAUAGUUUUAUCCACCUUUUUUAUUAUUUUUUAUUAUUUUUAUUAUUCAAUUUUUUACUUGGAAGCAUAUUCCGUCCAAAGAAAUCCUUAGGUGGGGAUAAUUCCACCAGCGUUGUGGCAAUAGAGCAGUAUCCAUCUGCUCCAUUCUUGUAAGUAUUAUUCAUUUAUAGAUAUCACUUUGUUGUUCAUACUGAGAGCACUAUUUUGCUGUCUCAUAUAUACUCCGUGGACACCUACCACCCGAUACUGGAAAGGCGGACCUAUCUUCCAAGCAUCAAGAAAACAACGUAUAUGUGAAGUAGAUCCUAGCCGACACCACAGGAAUCCCAAGCCGGACAGACGGACCAUCUAAGUAUAUCCGUUAGUGGGGAUCAAACCACUAAGUGCCUCUUCUCCCAGAGCUGGCAAUAAGCUCCACCAAAUGUGAGUGAAACAUAUUUCCUUUGAUUAUAUACCACAUCAGGACCAACAAUAUUUCACCAUAGGCAGCUUUCUUUCUUGUUUUUUAUCUUCACAUAUAUGGACUACCUACCACACGGACGGAGCCAUACUUGAGGAUUAAUAUCGUGGUACUACAUAUCAGUGAGACUGUUUUUAUUCUAUAUUUUUAAGAAAAUCCGGAUGAACUUUAUUUGAUUUUAUUACCGCUGUUUAUUUUACAUAUACACGAUCUUAUAUAUUUCAACAUAUCUGUUUUACCUAAGCGCAGCCCCUGACCCCCUCUUUUUUCGCAUUUCCUACAUAAGGGUUCCGUGAGGGAUCUCCCUUUUUGGGUUGCUGCUCAAUUGAACUAGCGCAGACUCUUCCUCUGUUUUGAUUUACCAGUAGCUGCUGCAUUUCCCACUCUAGGCUUAUACUCGAGUCAGUAAGUUUUCCCAGUUUUUUGUGGUAAAAUUAGGGGCUUCGGCUUAUAUUCGGGUCGGCCUAUACUAGAGUAUAUACGGUAACCUUUGUUACACAUGUAUAUAUACGGUAACCUUUGUAAUACAUGUUAAAUAGGAGUUCUUCUCCAUGAUAAUACUGAAAUGGCGUUUCUGCGAAAUCCCUCAUAUGUUGGGUUGGACUCUUGUGGUCUGCCAACAUUAUAUUCAUUAUUUCUUGCUGUCUUCAUUUAUUUUUAGUGUAUCAGAUUGGUACUAUCCUUAAGCAACCCAGUAGGCAUAUAUAUGCAUCUUGGGUGUACACGUUUGAAUUGACCUCUCAACCUACAAAGAUAAUUUUUUUCCUGCUCUGUCCAGUUUAAGCACCAUAUAUGGAUAGUAGUCACAUUAUUUUCCCAUAACCGCUCAGUGACGCUAUUGGGACUUAAUUAAUUUUUUUUUUUUUUAAUUCUAUUCCGUUUAUUUUUUUUUUGUGGUACCUAUGAGACUACCUUUCACGUUUUUUUUUUGUUUUUUUCACAUUGUAGAUGCACAGGUUUGAUGUGCUCACAUGUUCAUGUUGGCAUAUAUGUAGUUCAUAAUGUACCCUCAUAGGUACCCUUGUAAUCCUCCAUUCUGGAAGAGCAAACUAACGCUCAUUGUAUCACUCACGGGUGUUUGGUUGCCCAUCACUACUGUUGCUUAGUUACCUUAGCAUCCACAUUGGAGACGUAACGUAAUGACGUCACACGUGGUCUUCUCUCACUUCCGGGUUCACGAUCGGGUGGUGGAUUCACUGCACUUUGAUUGGUAACUGUUUAUUUGAAAUAUGUAUAUAUUUGCACUGUUGAUAAAAUGUAAGUUCUGAUCUUGAAAAAGACUUUAUAGAGGUCAAACGUCAAUCCUUUGGACAAUUUUUUUUGCACAAUAAAUAAAGUUAAAAUUUUCAAAUCCAGGUGUGCACCUUUGAUUUUUCUCUCUAUCUCUGUUUUUUUUAUUUUUUUUGUCGAUUACUUCUGCAAGAGCAAUACAGCUCCAUGUGGUAUCUAUGGAAAGCUCAUUACUUUUGUUAUUGUACACACAACAUACUUAAUUGUUUAUCUUUGGUAGAACAGUGACUGUGAUACAUGCUGAAUAGUGAUGUCCCGAACGGUUCGCCGCGAACUCAUCAUUGAGUAAACUUUGACCCUGAACCUCACAGUCAGCAGACACAUUCCAGCCAAUCAGCAGCAGACCCUCCCUCCCAGACCCUCCCACCUCCUGGACAGCAUCCAUUUUGAAGCUGUAUUCUUAGUGAGCUGUCCAGGAGGUGGGAGGGUCUGGGAGGGAGGGUCUGCUGCUGAUUGGCUGGAAUGUGUCUGCUGACUGUGAGAUACAGGGUCAAAGUUUAUUCAAUGAUGAGUCCGCGGUGAACCGUUCGGGACAUCACUAAUGCUGAACUUAAAGGCUAAAACAGUCUAUUGGUAAAAAAAAAAUUAAAUGCACAACUGUGGAAUAAACUAGUUCACUCAACUGCAUUUUUUUGUUGGGGGUUUUAUUGGGGGUUUUUUUUGUGUGUGCAUUUUUUUCCCCCUGAAUCGAUAAUUAAGGAAUUUCUCACUUUCUCAUGGCUUAAAAGUUGAAGCCCUAUGCUACUAGCUAGGCCUUUAAAGUUAUUAUUUACAAGCAAUAAAAUACUCACCAGGGGUGAAGUUAAACUCACCAAAGUCUACAUUUUCACUUGCCAACGGCUAGAAAUAAGUAGAGAUUUUGAGGCCUCCUAUAUGGUCUGUUUAGAACAAUAACAAAAAAUUAUAAAUUUGAUAUUUGAUCUUCGAUAUAAUACAUUUAUGAAGAAAUUACAGUGUAAUAGGUUAUGGCAAGCUGCUGAUUUGACUUUACUACCAACUUAAACACCACCACCCGUACCUUUUGUCAUAAGAAAUGUCAAAGUAGUGCCACUAUUCCAUUCAGCCUUCUUCAUGGUGGCAACGGUUAAUAAAGUUAUUCCUUUUGACUGUGCCACAAAACUGUUGGGAGAGGGGGAUUUUUUUUGUCCUUACUUGAUGUGGCGGAUGAUCUGCUUCUAAAGAAAAUAAGAUCUAGUAUUGUGGUUGAAAGAAUCCCUAAUCAUGCAAUUGUUUUCAGUGUAUCUGUUUCCUUCAGACUCUAUCCACUCUCCACUGAGAGUAAAACUGUAUCUUGGCCUACAUGACAAAUAUUUUCUGAGAAAUGAUGAUGGACUCUUUCCUUUUUGUAUGUUUAAAUAUUUGGAUUUUUUUUUUUUUUUAAAUGAAAUGUAGUUUAUAUUGUUUAUGGCAUGGAAUAAACCGAAUAUUUUAAUUCCAGAAUUAUACUAGUACUAAGAGAAUAUUGCGUAUUACCCGCUAGACCAGCGUUUCCCAAUUAGUGUGCCGCAGAAACCUGAGGUUCCAUCGCAAUUUUGCCACAUCCAACAUAACCACCGGUCCUCCCUGUUCCCAGAAAUCGAAAACACAGAGCGAGAGCAUUCUUAUUCCCACCCGCCAUCUACUAUUUCAGACUUACUCUGUAGUUGGUUAGUGAAAUUUGUAUUUUUCUAAGUUAGAAAAGUGGGGUUUUUUUUGUUUAUUUUUUUUUUUACCAACGAACAACCAUGAAUUUGGACAGCUGGUUAAAAAAGGUAGAAACUUACAAGAUACAUAUUGUUACUACUUCUAAUUGUACAGCAGUUAUAGAAAUUGAAAGAAGAUUCAAGAAAUCAAGAACACAGGUCCAAAAUAGUUGAAUCUACUGUUUCUCAAAUAGCAGAGACAAGAGACAAGUUGAAGAAAAAAAGAAAAGCACACUAUGCUAUCCAAUCUUCUUAGAAGACGAAAAUAUGAUGACAGCUACUUGUCAUUUGAAUUCACAAGUGCCAGAAAUGAAUAUUGUCCUGAAACACAAUGCUUACUUUGGAAGAAAAUAUUGCCAAACAGUUUGUUAGCACCUGCUAAAUUAGUUAUUUUGGACAAAAACAUGCAGAGUACAAAGUUAAAGAUACUGUUUAUGUUAAUGCUUAUGUUACUGCUUUAGGGAUAUCUGAAGACUAAACAGGUUAUGAACCAAAAAAAACAAAACAAAUGAAGCCACAGAGACUUAUUACAGAGUGAGUUAUCGCAUGGCACUUGCCAGAGAAGCAUAUACAAUUGGGGAAUCACUAAUAAAAUCAGGUCAUGUAUUUUAGGGAGAAGUUGUGUGCAAAAAUUAAAGCUUUGACACUCUCCGGCAACACUGUUUUGAGUCAUAUGCAUGAUCUUGCUGAUAUCUUCCAGACAGAACUCAUUUCUCAGCUUCAUCAAUGUAAUGGGUACUCGCUGCAAUUGGACAAGUUCACAAAUGUUCCAGGGCUUUUAAUGUUUCUAGUUUUUGUAAGAUUUAAUUUUGACAAACAGAUUGAAGACUUGCUUCUUUGUGAAACUUUACAAACCCAUACCACUGGUGAGAACAUCUUUUUAACUGUAUCCAGAAAGUUAUGAACAUUGUAUCAAUUGGGACAUAUUAGAUGUGUGCAGUGAUGGUGCCAAAGCAAUGGUGGAAAAGUGUCAGGCGCUGUGACACAAACCAAAAAUGUAGCAAAAAAAAAAAAAAAAAACGCACCAAGCUAGAUGAAGCAGUCCAGAUUAUUAAUUUCAUAAAAAGUAAUUCUUUACAGUCGCAAUUAUUUAAAAUUAUAUCAGUAGUCACCAUUCUUCUCAGCUUUUGCAGUCAGAUGAGUGUAAUCUAUCACUAGGGAAACUCCCUGUUAGAAUGCUGAAUUGCGGCAAGAGUUAUUUGCAUGUUUCCAGGAAGAUACAUUUGGAUUAUCAGAUCGAUUAACAAGCAUUUUGUAGUUAUUCAUAAUAGCAUAUGUUGCAGACAUAUUCCACAAAUUAAAUGAAUUAUGUUUCACUCCAGGGGAAAAAAAACUUAAUAUUUUUAAUAUGAGGGAUAAAAUAGUUUCACUGUCUUGUAAGUUGCAGCUUUGGACCUCAGAUGUGGAGCACAGUAAUUUGAACUCUUUUCCAACACUUAAGGAUUUUCUUGAAGAAACAGAAAUUGAACUUGAAAAUUAAAUUCACAAUGAAAUUGUAGGUCAUCUUCGCAAUUUACACGUCUUUUAAUCAAUGUUUUCCAUUCUUGGGGGAAAUGCGUUUUUUUUUUUUUUUUUUUAAUGACUGACUUUGAAAUCAAUCCAUACAAGACAAACCAGACAGUUUUUCUGAUGUAGAUUUUGAGAAUCUGAGCAAUAUAACAUCUGACAGUCAACUAACCCAAACAUUUCAAAACCUUUUCUCUUAUUGCUUUUUUUGGGGCAAUUUAAGCAAACAAUACCUGGAAUUGUUGCAGCUGGCUAACAAAGUUGUGUUGCCAUUCGCCAGCACAUGUGUGAAACUGGAUUCUCACUUAACUCUGCAAUAAAAGGCUAACUUGAUUCAACUGCAGACAUGCGACUACAAAUGUCAACAAUUACACAAGGUAUAAGAAAGAAAUGCCAAAAAAGAAAAACAUUACACUCUGCUCAUUAAAAAGUUUGUGCUACAGCGCAAAACAUUUUUUGGGUGUUCCAUGAUGGUUGGUAUACUAUGUCAAAGCAUUCUAUGGAAAAAUUCAUUGGGAACCACUGCAUUAGACUUAUAUGCGUUUUAUAAAUCUAGAUAAAUCAAACGGCUAGAAUGCUUGGGAUUUGUUGCUCUGGUUCCACAUAGUGGAUGAAAACCAGACCAUGAACCCAAGUCCAUAAAAGGCACAUGUCCUUGCAGUCUCACUAGAUGUGGUAUGGUGAAUUGUUUUUUGAUGUCAUGAUGAAGUUUUUGGUCCUUAAAGGACCACUAUAGUGCCAGGAAAACAUACUCUUUUUCCUGGCACUAUAGGGUCUCUAGGUUCCCCCUCCCACCGGGCUCUAGGGGGUGGAAGAUGUUAAAUUUACCUCUUUUUUCCAGCACCGGGCAUGGGGACUCUCCUCCUCCUUCUCGUCGCCAUCGGCUGAAUGCGCAUGCGCGGCACGAGUCAAUGCUUUCCUUUGGACGCUGGCGUCUUCUCACUGUGAAAAUCACAGUGAGAAGCACGGAAGCGCCUCUAGCGGCUGUCAAUGAGACAGUCACUAGAGGCUGGAUUAACCCUAUUAUAAACAUAGCAAUUUCUCUGAAACUGCUAUGUUUAUAGAAGAAAGGGUUAAUCCUAGCUGGACCUGGCACCCAGACCACUUCAUUAAGCUGAAGUGGUCUGGGUUCCUAUAGUGAUCCUUUAAGAGUUUCCAACAAUGUCUCCAUGAAUUCUUUAAGCGAGGUUGAAAACUAUUGUUUAUAUUUUACUUUGAUGAUUUCAAAUCCUUAAAUCUCUUAUGUUUCACAUACAUGUUCCUAGUCUUCAAGUUUGUCAAAAGUUCCAAUUGAUAUAUUUCAAAAUAGUGCUCAUCAGCCUGUUCUACCAGAGUUAAACAAUGACGUGUUGUGUAUAGCCAACAAAUGGUGGCCUCAUAAUUUGAAGUUGUUGUGUUGAACUAAAAGUGUCAGAAAAUUCUUCCACCUAAAUAGCCCAUAAACUUCACUCAAGCUGCCAACAAAGGACAUUGUGUGCAGGAAUCAAGAGAUCAUCUUCAGAACUUACCAUUGGAGCUCAUAACUGCUACAGGGUGAAUGCACAGUAUCACUGCAGAAAUGAGUCAGAACAAGUCUCACCUGUUCUGCAACAAAUUAAAAUCGUUAUCUUAAACAAGUUAUCGGCAUUACUAAAAGAUUAGAUUUAAUACUUAAAUUAACUAAAUUAUAUUGAAUAAUAAUUUACAUUGAUUCCAAUUUCACCAUAUUCUCAGCCCUACAGCAUUUGUACCUCUUGGAGUGAAUAAGUAAAGUUUUUAAAAUUGAAGAAAAUGGAAAGGUUAGUUUAGUCAGAUUUACACAACUUUAGACAUAUCAAGAAAGAUCAGAGAACUUAAAAUAUACUGGAAAAAGGCCAGUUAAACUGCUUUCCAAGGACACCUUGUGCAGCCAUAUAAUGUUUAGAGAAAUAUCACUACUUGGGUUUCAGAAAUUCAAAACUUGAAGCAACCUGCAUUUGCAUAUUUGACGUAGAAUUACACAAUUUGCACUAAUUUCAAGUUGCACUAAUUUUAAUCUUUUAAAAUCCUGUUGUGGGCGGUGAGUAGUGAUGUCCCGAACGGUUCGCCGCGGACUCUUCAUUGAGUAAACUUUGACCCUGUACCUCACAGUCAGCAGACACAUUCCAGCCAAUCAGCGGCAGACCCUCCCUCCCAGACCCUCCCACCUCCUGGACAGCAUCCAUUUUACAUUCAUUGUGAAGCUGCAUUCUUAGUGAGCUGUCCAGGAGGUGGGAGGGUCUGGGAGGGAGGGUCUGCUGCUGAUUGGCUGGAAUGUGUCUGCUGACUGUGAGGUACAGGGUCAAAGUUUACUUAAUGAUGAGUCCGCAGCGAACCGAUGAUGCAUAGUGUCAACAUGGUGCAGUAUGGGGGCCCCUUUUGUUGCUUAAAUUAUACAUAAGUAUAGUAUACAGGUGCCUCAUUCAAGGGCCCUAUUUGACCUUGCUCUGCAGAUAGUUCUAGGACAGUGAUGGCCAACCUUUUUUUUCCUCAAAGUGCCAAUUAGUUUAAGUUUAGAAAAAACAACUCGUACAGUUGUCCAAAGUAAUUAACAUCUUUUGUUUUAUAAGAACACAACAGAGCGUUCAAUGAUACAAAUUUUAAAUAAUGAUAUAAAUAGAUAAAAUUAAGCUUAUAUUUAUUAGUAUCUCCAACAAAUGCAAUACAUACACUGACAUACACACACACACACACACACUGCUGAAUACACAUAGACAUACUGCUGAAUACACACACACACACACACACACACACACACACACACACAGAAUGCUGAAUACAUACAGAAUGCUGAAUACACACACGUACUGCACUGACAGGUGCAGUGUAUGUGUUUGUGAGUGAGGGUGUGGAGUGGGUGCUGUGUGUGGUGGGGAGGAGAGCUGUGUGGUGGGGGGGGGUGGCAGGGGUGCUGUGUUACAUAGUUUCAUAGCUGAAAAGAGACUUGCGUCCAUCAAGUUCAUCCUUCCUCACAUAUGUUUUUGCUGUUGAUCCAAAAGAAGGCAAAAUACCUAGUCUGAAGCGCUUCCAAUUUUGCAACAAACUAGGAAAAAAUUCCUUCUUAACCCCAAAAUAGCAGUCAGAUGUCUCCUUGGAUCAAGCAGCUAUUAUCCUACGAAUUAGAAAUUAUAUCCCUGUAUGUUAUGUUUUUGCAAGUAUUUUUCCAAUUAUAGUUUAAACAUCUGUUUGGACGCUGACAAAACCACCUCUUCAGGUAGAGAAUUCCAUAUCCUUAUUGCUCUUACUGUAAGAAAAACCUUUUCUUUGCCUUAGAUGAAAUCUCCUUUCUUCCAGCCUAAAUGUGUGAUCUAGUAUCCUAUGUAUAACACUCUUUAUGAAUAGAUUUCCAGAUAAAGGUUUGUACUGGCCCCGAAUAUAUUUGUAUAAUGUUAUCAUAUCCCCUCUCAGGCACCAUUUUGCCAAACUAAAGAGAUUUAAUUUUUUUUACCUUUCUUUGUAACUAAAAUGCUCCAUUCUUUUUAUCAAUUUUGUAGCUCGUCUCUGCACUUUUUCUAGUGCCGUGAUAUCUUUCUUUAGAAAUGGUGCCCAAAAUUGAACAGCAUAUUCAAGGUCUGGUCUUACCAGCAAUUUAUAAAGAGGCAAAAUUCUAUUUUGUUCCUGAGAAUUUAUGCCCCUAUUUAUACAUAACAUAAUAAUAAUAAUAUACAUAAUAAUAGACAAAACCUUACUGGCCUUAGCAACUGCAGAUUGAAAUUGCAUAUUGCUGCCUAAUUUGUUGUCUAUAACAAUCCCCAAAUCCUUCGCGUGUGUGGUUAUCCCUUGUUCAUUUUAUUACUUUACAAAGCUUUGUGUCAUCUGCAAACACUUAUACAUGGCUUUCAAUGCCUAUUUCAAGAUCAUUUAUAAAUAUGUUAAAUAGAAGCAGUCCCAAAACAGAACCCUGAGGGACACCACUUACCACUUUUGUACAGCCUGAAAUUUUACCAUUGACAACUCGUUGACUCUAUCCUUAAGCCAAUGUUCUACCCAAGAACAAGAAUAUUCAUCUAGACCAAUUUCUUUUAGUUUGAAGACUAACCUAUUGUGAGGAACCGUAUUAAAUGGGGUACAUUGACGUUGUGGCAGGCUUAUGCAAUGUAUGAUUAUAUAUUGUAACUAAAUACCCAUUAUUUUUGCCUAGGUUAGGUGUUUUUAGAAAACCUAUUACAUUCUGGGAGCUUUUCUGUCAACAAGUGUUUUAAGGAUAGUGUUAGAGAUCUAAAUAAUCAUGGCAAAAAUUGUACUGGCACUUAGGCCUUUUGAUAAUGCAAUUUUAAACCAGUUUAUCUGCACUGCUUGUAUCCUUUGUCACCAGCCCACUUGCCAUGGGUAAUUGGGAAGUGAGUCCCUGCAAGUUGGCCCAGAGAUUCAUUAAUUGUACCUGCACCUGCUUAUAUUUUGCUGCUAUGAUUUGGAAAGGAUACCAAUGAAGGCUUUCUGGUUUAGGGAUGCUCAAGGACUAGAGCCUUUGUCUGUAGAACAAUCGUAAUGGGCUAUUGACACAUGUGGGUUGAGGGUUGUAUGACAUUCCAAGAUGUGAACCGUAAUUGAGAUAGAGAUGGAUAGACUAGUCAAGCAGGGAUAAGGCAACCUUCGACGCACCAGAUGUUUUGGACUUUAUUCCCCAUAAUGCUCUUACACCCACAAUGCUGGCAAAGCAUCAUGGGAGGUGUAGUCCAAAACAUCUGGAGUGCCGAAGGUAUGCCUGGAUAUGGGAAGGUAACAAAUACAUCCCAGGAUUCUCACACUGAAGCACACAUUCUCACACACCAUGAUCCUAAAUACAAAUAUGCCUUUGCACACAAACACGCACCUGCAUUUAUACAUACAGACCCUCCAUUCAAAUAAACACCUGUGUUUACACCCAGUAAAAUGCUUCAGACAUGCUUUGCAUUAAAUUAAAUGCUUAAUUCUGUAUGUAUGUGUAGCAAAUACCAUCUUAAGCCUGACUAGUACAUGAAAAUGUAAACCCUGAGUCUAAUACAUAAACAUUUGUCAUUUUAUAUUUUAAAGUUUUGUCAGGGUAAUUUGACUAGCUCUCCACUAGUUAUUGGCCCUCCACCUCUUAUAAGAUUAUAAUACUCAGUAUUUGGCAGAUAAUUAUGGGGAAUGUAGUCCAACAGCUGAAGGCCAUGAUUAGACAGUGCUCUUCUAUAAUCAACAGGUGCAUGCUGCUUUUCUUUAUUGUCCAGAAUAAAAGUGACUGUUAAAUAAAUAGCAAUGAUGCAUACCUAUAGCAUUCCUUUCAUGCCAGGUGCAUAAUUAUCAUCAGAACGUGAUCUCAUCACACAUGAAAAGUAGACCUUUAACAAGGCUGAAGUUGAAAUGCCCUUGUCUAAAUGAAGAGAGGGUUAUAGAUCAACAUUUGUAGUGGUGCAGGUGGUGUUUAAAUGUAUGUUUUCAACACUCAAUUUUUAACUUUCAUACAAAAGUUGAUUCAAAGGGAAACCUACAUUUAUCUGGAAAUUAAACUGUUAGAAAUCAUUUUUUAUGGAUAUUAAAAUAUAGCAAAUGGCAUCACAAUGCCUCCUAGUCCAGGCAUUUGCAGACCACACAUUGUAUUAGAAAAGAAGAAAUUGAAACAUUGACACUUGAGAGUAUAUGGAGAGGAAUCUACAAAGAAAAUAGAAGUACAGAUACCACUUAAUAACAUACCUUCCAACCUUCCUGCAUAUGGCAGGGCAGUCCUAAUUUCAGGGGCAUUUUCUGUUGCCCUGGCUUUACUCUCUGGUGUGCCACUUCUUGGAACAAUGGAGACUAAUUCCACGAAGGUGCAGCAUAAAAGCAUCAUAUGACGCACUCACUACGUUCAGGGCACCUAACCAAUGGCAAAGCUCUUCAACAGAUCCAUGCACAUGAGCAGCAUUGAGUGAACCCUUUAUUGAACAGAACCAAUCUGUUCUUCAGUCUGUCCCAUCAGCUAUGACAUCACCAAUUAUACCCAUGGUGUUUCUGACCUGUCCCAGUCCUACAUUCACACCCCUUCUAUGUUGAGAAGUAUAUUAUAUAUAACUUGUAAAACCUCACUCUGGUUACGUUUUCAAUAAAAUAUUAAAUCCGUGCUAAAUGGCGUGAAGCAGAAUACUAUAUGCCUACAUCUUAUAUAAGGUCACCUGUAAUAUUGGUGGCCAAUUCUAAAGAAUUUGUCAUACAAAAAAUUAAAGUUAAGAAAAGGGUUACUAGAAUAGCGCAACGUCUGUAUUAACAAAUCUGUAAACUGAAGAAAAAAAACAAAAUAUGAAUUGCUUUGAGCAGAGAAAGACAUUGGUGACAUGAUAAAAACUUACAAAUAUCUGCAUGGUUUACCAAAGUACAAAUGACAUUUUCUUGAGGACAAAACCUGAAGUAGAUUGGAUUUUGUCUGCUGUCAAAAUUUGUUUCCUUUGUUUAAAAAAAGAUGUGAAGUGUGGAUAUUUGGAAUGAGUCUUCGUAUUUCAAUGUAGUAUCUGAAAAAGAUAACACUCUAAUGUAUUUAAUUGCCAUGCAAUAUAUGAUUUACGUGCACAAAUAAUUAUAAUUUUAUUCUUUAAUUUACAGGUUUUCGAAAAAUAAGUUUGGAUGAUCUACGCAAGGCUUACAUAGUAAAAGAUGUGCAGCAAUAUAUUCUUCAUCGCUUGGACCAAGAAGAAGCGUUGAGACAACACUUGACAAAGGAGACUGCAGAGAUGUUAAACCAACUCCACAUCAAAAGCAGUGGGUGCUUUCUCUACUUGGAGCGUGUUUUAGAUGGAGUCGUGGAAAACUUCAUCAUGCUUCGAGAGAUCCGUGAUAUUCCUGGAACUUUAAAUGGCUUAUACCUCUGGCUUUGUCAAAGACUUUUUGUUAGAAAGCAGUUUGCAAAAGUCCAGCCAAUAUUAAAUGUUAUUCUUGCCGCUUGUAGGCCUCUAACAACCAUUGAACUUUUCCAUGCAGUUUGGACAAAAAAUAUGUCAUUAACAAUGGAAGAUUUCCAGCGGAAAUUGGAUGUCCUAUCAAAAGUCCUAGUUGAAGGGUCAGGGAAUACAAAAAUGUUAUUCCAUUAUAGUUUUGCUGAAUGGUUGCUUGAUGUGAAACAUUGCACUCAAAAAUAUCUAUGUAAUGCAGCUGAGGGCCAUCGAAUGCUUGCAAUGAGUCAUACCUGUCGGGCAAAGGAGCUGACCCCAGUUGAAGUACAGGAGUUUGCUUUACAUUUAAUACAUUCAAAUUUGCAACUAACAAAUUCGGAACUAGCCUUGUGGAUGAUCUGGAAUGGAACGUGUGUCAAAGACUCAUUGUGUACUGUAAUACCAAAGGAGCAAGAGGUGCUACAACUGCUAGUAAAAGCGGGUGCUCAUGUUGAUAGUGAAGAUGAUAGAACAUGUUGCAUUGUACGACAAGCUUUAGAAAGGGAAGAUUCAAUUCGCACUUUGCUGGAUAAUGGAGCAUCAGUUAAUCAAUGUGAUUCAAAUGGAAGAACUUUAUUGGGAAAUGCCGCUUACAGUGGCAAUCUUGAUGUUGUCAAUUUGCUUGUGUCAAGAGGGUCUGAUCUUGAAAUAGAAGAUACCAAUGGACAGACUGCACUUACUCUAGCUGCUCGCCAAGGACAUGUGAAGGUGGUGAAUUGCUUAAUUGGGUGUGGUACAAAUAUAAAUCAUUGUGAUCAUGAUGGGUGGACAGCCUUAAGAUCUGCAGCGUGGGGUGGGCACACUGAAGUAGUCUCUGCUCUUUUGUAUGCAGGUGCGAAAGUGGAUUGUGCAGAUGCAGAUAGUCGAACAGCUCUAAGAGCUGCAGCAUGGGGAGGGCAUGAAGAUAUAGUGUUGAAUUUGCUACAACAUGGAGCAGAAGUCAAUAAAGCUGACAAUGAAGGAAGAACUGCUUUGAUUGCAGCUGCGUACAUGGGGCAUAGAGAAAUUGUAGAGCAUCUUUUAAGUCAUGGUGCUGAAGUUAACCAUGAAGAUGUGGAUGGAAGAACAGCUUUAUCAGUUGCAGCACUUUGUGUACCUGCAAGCAAGGGACACGCAUCUGUAGUUAGCCUUCUCAUUGAAAGGGGUGCGGAAGUAGAUCACUGUGAUAAGGAUGUAAUGACUCCUCUACUUGUUGCUGCAUAUGAAGGACAUGUAGAUGUUGUCGAUCUGCUCUUAGAAGGUGGUGCUGAUGUGGAUCAUACUGAUAAUAAUGGACGUACUCCUCUGCUUGCUGCAGCAUCUAUGGGACAUGCAUCAGUUGUAAAUACACUUCUUUUUUGGGGUGCAGCUGUUGAUAGCAUUGAUAGUGAAGGCAGAACAGUUCUUAGUAUAGCCUCAGCCCAAGGGAAUGUUGAAGUUGUGCGAACCCUUCUUGACAGAGGCUUAGAUGAAAAUCACCGGGAUGAUGCUGGAUGGACUCCUCUGCACAUGGCAUCUUUUGAGGGGCACCGAUUAAUAUGUGAAGCAUUAAUUGAACAAGGUGCUAGAACAAAUGAAAUUGAUAAUGAUGGACGUAUACCUUUAAUACUGGCUGCACAAGAAGGACACUAUGAUUGUGUGCAAAUAUUGUUGGAGAGUAAAUCUGUAGUUGAUCAAAAGGGUUAUGAUGGUCGAAAUGCUCUUCGUGUUGCAUCUUUGGAAGGACACCGAGACAUAGUUGAAUUGCUUUUUACUAAUGGUGCAGACAUUAAUGCUAAGGAUGCUGAUGGACGACCAACCCUUUAUAUAUUGUCACUGGAAAACCAGCUCACAAUGGCUGAAUAUUUUUUAGAAAAUGGUGCAAACGUAGAAGCUAGUGAUACUGAAGGAAGAACCGCUCUCCAUGUUUCCUGCUGGCAGGGUCAUUUGGAGAUGGUUCAGUCUCUUAUAUCAUACCGGGCCGAUGUCAAUGCGUCAGACAAUGAGAAGCGAUCUGCCUUACAGUCUGCUGCUUGGCAAGGUCAUGUAAAAGUGGUACAACUGUUAAUCGACCAAGGAGCACUUGUUGACCAUACUUGUAACCAAGGUGCUACUGCACUGUGUAUUGCAGCACAGGAAGGUCACACAGAUGUUGUCCAAGUUUUGUUGGAGCAUGGAGCAGAUCCAAAUCAUGCUGAUCAAUUUGGACGAACAGCUAUGAGAGUAGCAGCAAAAAAUGGACACACUCAAAUAAUCAAACUCCUUGACAAAUAUGGAGCCACAACACUAAAUGGAUGCAAUCCAUCCCCUGUUCAUACCAUGGAGCAAAAGGCCUUAAAUCCAUCCUCGACAAAAGUACAGUCUUUAACAAUUAAAUCUAACAGUUCAUCUAGUACAGGUGGUGGUGAUGUGCAUCCUACAAUGCGUGGCAUGUGUAAUGGACCUUCACAUGCUUUUAGCUCUCCUUCAGAAUCUCCAGAUUCGACAGUGGAUCGACACAAGUCAUCACUAUCAAAUAAUUCCUUGAAGAGUUCAAAAAAUUCUUCACUUCGCACAACGUCUUCUACAGCAACAGCUCAAACAGUGCCUAUCGAUAGUUUCCAUUGCCUUUCUUUUACUGAACAAAUUCAGCAGCACUCGUUACCACGUAGUAGAAGCAGACAGUCUGUAGUUUCUCCUACUUCCACAACACAUUCUUUGGGACAAAAUAAUUCGCCAACAAGUGAAUUUGAAUGGAGCCAAGUUAAACCUAGUUUAAAAUCCACAAAGUCAAAUAAAGGAGGGAAAGGAGAAACCUCAAACAAAUCAGGCUCUGUAGGAAAGAAAACAAAACUGAAUAGUUGUUCUCAGCCUAAGGUAUUGGAGUAUGAAAUGACUCAGUUUGACAAAAGAGUACAUGUGCCAAGUCCUGUAACUGGGGUGAAUGUACCACUAAAACAGGUCCCAGUUGACACUGCAUCUAAAAUACAAAUCCCGUCUGUGCAACAAGAGGUUGGCCGCUCUCAACAACAAUUUCUGAUUCAACAACAAAGUGCAGAACAAAAGAAAAGAAAUGGCAUAAUGACAAAUCCUAAUUAUCACCUUCAAGGAAACCAAGUUUUUCUUGGUAGAGUUUCUGUGCCACGUGCAAUGCAAGGCCGCGGACAUCAGGAUGUCCUGGAAGGCUACCCUUCAACAGAAACAGAGUUAGGCCUUAACCAGUCAUUGAAACUUCAAAUUGAAGGAUCUGACCCAAGCUUUAACUACAAAAAGGAAACCCCACUAUAA
Messenger RNA from Pelobates cultripes (western spadefoot toad), 51518 nucleotides. Lineage: Eukaryota; Metazoa; Chordata; Amphibia; Anura; Pelobatidae. The record is from the annotation of a GenBank genome assembly.